Messenger RNA from Coregonus sp. 'balchen', 45032 nucleotides. Lineage: Eukaryota; Metazoa; Chordata; Actinopteri; Salmoniformes; Salmonidae. The record is from the annotation of a GenBank genome assembly.
AUGGCGACCUUCCCGGAGUUUAUUGCCCAGAAUGAGGAGCGUGAUGGGGUGCGUUUCAGCUGGAACGUCUGGCCCUCUAGUCGUCUGGAGGCCACCCGCAUGGUGGUCCCCGUGGCCUCAUUGUUCACCCCCCUGAAGGAGCGCCCAGACUUGCCCCCCAUCCAGUAUGAGCCUGUGCUGUGUAGCAGGGCGACCUGCCGCGCUGUCCUCAACCCGCUCUGGUAAGUGAGACAACAAUCCUUUUUCACUUUAGUAUUUUUCACGUUUCAAAUAAAGCAGAUAUACACUACACUCGGUGGCCCAUUUAUUAGGUACACCCAUCUAGUACUGGGUUGGACCCCCCCACCCCCCUUUGGCUCCAGAACAGCCUGAAUUAUUCGGGGCAUGGAAACGUUGCUCAAUUGGUAUCAAGGGAUCUAAUGUGUGCCAGGAAAACAUUCCCCACACCAUUACACCACCACCACCAGCCUGUACCAUUGACACCAGGCAGGAUGGGGCCAUGGACUCAUGCUGCUUAUACCAAAUCCUGACUCUGCCAUCAACAACAGGAACCGGGAUUCGUCGGACCAGGCAAUGUUUCUCCACUCCUCAAUUGUCCAGUUUUGGUGAUUGCGUGCCCACUGGAGUUGCUUCUUCUUGUUUUUAGCUGAUAGGAGUGGAACCCGGUGUGAUCAUCUGCUGCAAUAGCCCAUCCGUGACAAGGACCGACUGUGCGUUCUGAGAUGCCGUUCUGCACACGCCUGUCGUUUGCCGCUGUUAUUUGCCUGUUUGUGGCCCACCUGUUAGCUUGCACGAUUCUUGCCAUUCUCCUUAGACCUCUCUCAUCAACGAGCUGUUUUCGCCCACAGGACUGCCGCUGAAUGGAUGUUUUUUGUUUGUCGCACCAUUCUCGGUAAACCCUAGAGACUGUCGUGCGUAAAAAGCCCAGGAGGCCGGCCGUUUCUGAGAUAUUGGAACCAGCGCGCCUGGCAUCGACGAUCAUUCCACGCUCAAAUUCGUUUAGGUCACUCGUUUUGCCCAUUCUAACGUUCAAUCAAACAGUAACUGGAUGCCUGUCUGCUUUAUAUAGCAAGCCACGGCCACGCGACUCAUUAUCUGUAGGAGCUAACUAUUUUUGUGAACAGGGUGGCUUUCCUAAUAAACUGGCCACUGAGUGUAUAAAUGCCUUGUACAUUUUGGUGAUUGUGCUCCAAAUCUUUUGUAUUUUUCACUGGAACAAAGCAGCAUUCCCUAUUCCAGGGGUCUCCAACAGGUCGAUCACUAGCUACCAGUAGCUCGCAGACCACCUAUGAGUAGCUUGCCAAGCAAUUCUGAAAGUACAUGCAAUUUUGUCAUAAACAAACUGUCAUAAACAAAUCUACCAAGUAUCAAGACACCAAAAACUCCCAGCUACUAUCUAACCAACGCAACAUUGACAUUAUCCCACCACUGGUUAGCCACUAUUGGCUUAUAAAGCCAAUAUCUGCCAAUUAAUUUCCAGCAAUAUUGUCCCUUUCUGUCUGUGUAGUGCAGGCGUUUGUCUAUCACUCCAGGUGUAGCCAGUAGGGAUGGGUCGUUCGCGAACGAACUGCUCUUUUUGAACGGCUCUUUUUGGUGAACGUCGGGGACCAAAUCCCUGAUUUGCAUACUUUUUCUAUUGCUUUUUGAGCUCCAGACAUCGAUUAUCUGCAGAUAAAUUAUAAAAACAUUCUCUGAAGAUGGUAAUUCCUCAGUGCAGAAACAAUAUAGUGAGGAGAGUGCCUCAUUCUGUUCCACACUAAUUUCUUUAGUCUGUAAAAUUUGGCUCCCAAGAGCCGUUUGGGAGCCAAAUGAUCCGGCUCACAGAAAAUACUCGGAAUGCCCAUCACUAGCAGUUGAUGUGAUAACCGUCUUGUGGGUUGACAGAAAAACUUUCCCCAAAACCUUCUCAAUUAAAUGUUAAAUGCAAAGUAGGCUUCCCUGGCAAAAGUAUAUCAUGAGUAAAUAUAUCAUUUGUAUCUAUUUGUUAUUUGCAAACCUUGCCAUGAAGUGAGCAGCAGCAGUACAGAACCAUCGCUAGACGGCACAUUAGAUGACACACUAGAUGCGCAAUUAAAGGGGAAUUGUUUUUUUCCAGACCCCCUUCUCAUGUGAUUUAAGCAUUGACAUCGACUCGGAACAUCCAAUUUUGUUUUUUCUCUAAGAACAAUUGUAAUUUUGAGAGUGAAAUAAAUUAAAUCUAAAACCAGGAAAAAUAAAACUGAGAGCAUCAUUUGGGGAGAAAAAAACACAGAUUUUAUAGGGCCCCCUUAGAGUUUUUUUAAUUAAUCAUUAUUUUACCUGGUACAGUACCAGUCAAAAGUUUGGACACACCUACUCAUUCAAGGGUUUUUCUUUAUUUUUACCAUUUUCUACAUUUUAGAUUAAUAGUGAAGACAUCAAUACUAUGAAAUAACACAUAUGGAAUCAUGUAGUAACCCAAAAAGAGUUAAACAAAUACAAAUAUAUUUUAGAUUCUUCAAAUAGCCACCCUUUGCCUUGAUGACAGCUUUGCACACUCUUGGCAUUCUCUCAACCAGCUUCACCUGGAAUGCUUUUCCAACAGUCUUGAAGGAGUUUCCACGUAUGCUGAGCACUUGUUGGCUGCUUUUCCUUCACUCUGCGGUCCAACUCAUCCAAAACCAUCUCAAUUGGGUUGAGGUCAGGUGAUUGUGGAGGCCAGGUCAUCUGAUGCAGCACUCCAUCACUCUCUUUCUUGGUCAAAUAGCCCUUACACAGCCUGGAGGUGUUGGGUCAUUGUCCUGUUGAAAAACAAAUGAUAGUCCCACUAAGCGCAAACCAGAUGGGAUGGCGUAUCGCUGCAGAAUGCUGUGGUAGCCAUGUUGGUUAAGUGUGCCUUGAAUUCUAAAUAAAUCACAGACAGUGUCACCAGUAAAGCACCAUCACACCUCCUCCUCCAUGCUUCACGGUGGGAACCACACAUGCGUAGAUCAUCUGUUCACCUACUCUGCGUCUCACAAAGACACGGCGGUUGGAGCCAAAAAUCCAUUCAUGUGGCAGUCCUCAUGAGAGCCAGUUUCAUCAUAGCGCUUUAUGGUUUUUGCGACUGCACUUUCAAAGUUCUUGAAAUGUUCCGAAUUGACUGACCUUCAUGUCUUAAAGUAAUGAUGGACUGUCGUUUCUCUUUGCUUAUUUGAGCUGUUCUUGCCGUAAUAUGGACUUUUACCAAAUAGGGCUAUCUUCUGUAUACCACCCCUACCUUGUCACAACACAACUAAUUGUCUCAAAUGCAUUAAGAAGGAAAGAAAUUCCACAAAUUAACUUUUAACAAGGCACGCCUGUUAAUUGAAAUGCACUCCAGGUGACUACCUCAUGAAGGUGGUUGAGAGAAUGCCAAGAGUGUGCAAAGCUGUCAUCAAGGCAAAGGGUGGCUACUUCUGUGGUCCUCUGUAGCUCAAUUGGUAGAGCAUGGCGCUUGUAACGCCAGGGUAGUGGGUUUGAUCCCCGGGACCACCCAUACGUAAAAAUGUAUGCACACAUGACUGUAAGUCGCUUUGGAUAAAAGCGUCUGCGAAAUGGCAUAUUAUAUUAUUUAUAUAUUAUUAUAUUAUACUUGGAAGAAUCUGAAAUCUAAAAUAUAUUUUGAUUUGUUGAACACUUUUUUGGUUACUACAUGAUUCCAUAUGUGUUAUUACAUAGUUUUUAUGUCUUCACUAUUAUUCUACAAUGUAGAAAAUAGUAAAAAUAAAGAAAAACUCUGGAAUGAGUAUGUGUGUCCAACCUUUUGACUGGUACUGUAUAUUGACAGAAAACAUAGUGUACAAUAGAAAGUAGUGCACUAAGAACCCGGGGAAGAGUUGUAGAGGAGAGGAGAAGAAAGCGCCAAUUUAAAAGCUAGACAAAAAUGAGUAGGUCACAAAGUUUCAUUUUGUAAAAUUAGCACUCAUGCUAGAAAAGGUUGGAGACCCCUGCCCUAUUCUAUUUUUCCUCAUUCAUGACUUAUAGCCUACUCCUCAAUUUGUAGCCUAACUGUAAUCAGGUGAUUUGCACAUAUCCUCAGUCUUCAGAAGGUUCACAUGUACUGUUUAAAUAAUUGUAGCCUGGGGGCAUUUCCAUCUAAAAGGACCCAUGACCACCAACAUGUGAAGUUCAUAGGAGCAUGUCAAAUUGGGUUUCAAAUGAAAGCUAAGAGUCUAUAUGUUUGAGAAAUUAAGGCAUAUAAAAAUGUGGAAUAAGCAAAGGCUUUGAUUUCUGGUCAAAAAUAAAGAAAAGGGGUCUACCAGAAAGUCUUAAAAGGUAUUAGAAAUACAUCAAAACACAAUAAUGUUGAAGUAAAGACCCCUCCCAACUGAUAUCAACUCUUAUAUUUAGUUUUGGAUAAAUUAUUUGCCUUCUGUAAGAUUAAGAAACAUUGCCUUGUGCUUUGUAAUUCCGUUACCAAAAACCCACAUCUUUAAGAUAUUUCCUAAUUUCUAUCCCUCGUGAGGAGGGAGGAUAAUGAAAGUUCACAGAAGUAACAAGUAAAGGUAGACCUACCAAUUUAGUUAUAGUGUUUUUACUGAAAUCAAAGUUUGUUUAUGAAUUAUUAAUUGAUUAAAACUCGUAAUUCUGUUACCAAAUCAGUAACGGAAUUACUGCAAUUGAAUUAGCUACAAUGGGAAAUCAUAGUAGUCACAAACCACAGUUAGGUCACCUGCUACUGUCCUCACUUCCACUGGCAUACUGUUAUGUUCAGCUCAUAGGGUCACCUGCUACUGUCCUCCCUUCCACUGGCAGACUGUUAUGUUCAGCUCAUAGGGUCACCUGCUACUGUCCUCCCUUCCACUGGCAGACUGUUGUGUUCAGCUCAUAACAGUUUUUUUCUUCUCUUUCUGUCGUCUGGUUGUCAAAGCAAGACUGUGAAAAGAGUCUGUACAACCCUUCCCUCCCUCUCUCUCUGCCGCUCUCUCUCUUUUCUCUCCAUUUAAUGUCACCUCUCCCGGCUCUUUCUGACAGUGGUUCGAAAACCUUGGGCCGCGGGGGGCUGAUGUGGUCUUGUUUGGGGGAUGAGCUCAUUACAAUAAUAGCCAGUGUGUAGAAUAAUACCCAAAUAUGCAAAAGAAGGAUAUUGCAUAUUUCUACCUUUUUGUGUACCUAUUCAGGAUACAUCACCAUGAAGAGAAGGAUAUUCAUAUCCAUAAUUAUGCAUUUCUGUAUAGUACAGAUCAGGGAACCAUGAUGUCUUUCGGUUACUGUAAUUCUAUUACCGGAUGUCAACCCACUUCACCUACUAGUUGAAUAACCAAAAUAAUGUAUAUUUUUUCAAACUCAAUGUGUCAUGCCAUAGCUGACACCCCAUUCUUUCUGCAGACAUCUUUGAAUCGUAAUUCAGAGCAGAUAUUUAAGAGCUUUUGGAAAACGUGGGUCGCAUAAAAAAUGGAGGGACAUUUUACCGUAAUUCCGUUACCAAACUUUGCAUCUGCACAGUUCUUCCAGUAAAUGUGUUUGUGAAUUUUUCUGUGUACAUUUUUCUUCGUAGUCCUUGUGCAUGGAGUUGUAUUGUUUGUUAAACUUAGAAAUCAAUGUUUAUUGUUGAAAAAUAUGAGUCAAAGCGUAAUUCUGUUACCAUGGAAUGGUCCCUUAACUGUGUGGUCAUUCUCUCACAGAUUUGUACCACUCUUAUCAAUUUGUGUCUUGUUAGCAGUUGAUGUUAUUCUUCAAUAACACAGACCCCAAAUCAAAUCAGAGGGAGAAAAAUGUAUUUAUUAAAAGAGAACAAAUCAUAGUUGUUAUGCUGGAAAGUAGAUGGUAGAUGUUCAUUCUUCCCUGUCCUCAAUGUUUCUCCACUGAACAAAGAGACAGGAUGUAGUUUAUAGCCUCAAGCCUAGCAUGUGGCUGACCAAUUAGAAUUCCUUGCAAUACAAUUGGGCCAAUGGCCAAACCCCCAAGUAUCCUGUUUCAGGCUCAAUGUAUAGACAAUUUGGACCAAUGAGAACUUGCCACAUGUAGCUGAGUCCCUGGUUGGAACCCCUACACAGAUUCUAAACAAUGUUGAACUGAAAAACAACUAUUUCCAUUGAUCGUUAAUUCCCUCUUGACCUUUAGUCCUCUGCGUUGUGUAUUUAUCUUCAAAUAUUCUUACACUCUCAACCUAGCCAAGUGGAUUACGGAGCCAAACUGUGGGCUUGCAACUUCUGCUAUCAGAGAAAUCAGUUUCCACCUACCUAUGCUGGGAUAUCAGAGGUCAACCAGCCAGCUGAGCUGCUGCCACAGUUCUCCACCAUUGAAUAUGUUGUCCAGGUAAGGUUUCUAUUUGAUCGAUGCUGGAUUCUCGAAUUGUUAUACAGUAUUUUGAUUUAUCUCAAUUUGAUCCGUUUUAUAGUAGUGUUCAACAGCAUUCAGAUCAGAUCUCAUCUUUCCUACAAAUGUGUGUUAUUUCGUUUUCAUAUAGUACAUUAAAACAAGGCCUAUGAUGGAUAUCUCACACACCUUGUUCAUUUUACUUGAAAACCAUUUUGUCCUUUUUUAUUAGUCCACCUUAAAAUGAGUUUACUAUCCCCCUGGCCCCCACAGAGAGGUGAAAAUGAAACCGUCACUCAUCUGUUGGAUUCUAGCAUCCUUUCACUGUUUUAUGCAAUAGGAUAGUUGACCAGGUUCUCUCUCUUUACCCUGCAGAGAGGUCCCCAGAUGCCUCUGGUCUUCCUGUACGUGGUGGACACCUGCAUGGAGGAUGAAGACCUGCAGGCCCUGAAGGAGUCCUUACAGAUGUCCCUGUCCUUGCUGCCUCCUGCGGCCCUGGUGGGCCUCAUCACCUUCGGACGCAUGAUCCAAGUCCAUGAGCUGGGCUGCGAUGGCAUCUCCAAGAGCUACGUCUUCAGAGGAACCAAAGACCUUAACGCCAAGCAGCUGCAGGAGAUGCUGGGCUUGACCAAACCCACUGCUGCACAGGCAGGACGGGGACCACAAGCUCCACAGCCCCCCCUCUCCAACAGGUAAACCACUCUACAAAGAUACAGUCUACAGCAUUGUAUAGACAUUGUAUACUGAACAAAAAUAUAAACGCAACAUGUAAAGUGUUGGUUUCAUGAGCUGAAAUAAAAGAUACCAGACAUUUUUCAGACCAUGAAAAGCUUAUUUCUCUCAAAGUUUGUGCGCACAUUUAGUUACAUCCCUGUUAUUGAGCAUUUCUCCUUUGCCAAGAUAAUCCAUCCACCUAACAGGUGUGGCAUAUCAAGAAGCUGAUUAAACCGCAGGAUCAUUACACAGGUGCACCUUGAGCUGGGGAAACUAAAAGGCCACUCUAGAAUGUGCAGUUUUGUCACACAACACAAUGCCACAGAUGUCUCAUGUUUUGAGGGAGCGUACAAUUGACAUGCUGACUGCAGGAAUGUCCACCAGAGCUGUUGCCAGAGAAUUGAAUGUUAAUUUCUCUACCAUAAGCCGCCUCCAACGUAGUUUUAGAGAAUUUGGCAGUACGUCCAACAGGCCUCAAAACCUCAGACCACAUGUAACCACGCCAGCCCAGGACCUCCACAUCCGGCUUCUUCACCUGUGGAAUCGUUUGAGACCAGCAACCUGGACAGCUUAUGAGGAGUAUUUUGUGUCUGUAAUAAAGCCCUUUUGUGGGGAAAAACAUAUUCUGAUUGGCUGAGCCUGGCUCCCCAGUGGGGCUUAUGCCCUCCCAGGCCCACCCAUGGCUGCGCCCCUGCCCAGUCAUGUGAAAUCGAUAGAUUAGGGCCUAAUUUAUUAAUUUAAAUUGACUUAUUUCCUUAUGUGAACUGUAACUCAGUCAAAUCAUUGAAAUUGUUGGAUGUUGCAUUUAUAUUUUUGUUCAGUAUAGUACCUUUUUGAUUGUGGUCUGUAGAUUGGUUGACUUGACUGAUUUAUUGAUUUAUUGAAUGCAUAAGAAAAAAAUACACAUACAGCCGCACACCAAUGCAUUGGCAGUACGUACACAAAAUAAGUAUAAUGUUAGGACUUAUUUCAAUUUUCUUGUGUUGCCUAGAUUCCUACAGCCUGUCCAGAAGAUUGACAUGAACCUGACAGACCUGCUUGGAGAGCUCCAGAGGGAUCCCUGGCCUGUCACUCAGGGCAAACGGCCCCUCCGCUCGUUAGGGUCGGCCAUGUCCAUCGCUGUUGGCUUGCUGGAGGUUAGACCUGGACAUACAUAUAUACUGCCUCACUGCAGACCUGGGUUCAAAUAGUAUUUUAAAUCUUUCAAAUACUUUGGCUUGAUUAAUAGAUUUUUCCUGGCACAAUGGCACCAAUAUAAUAGUUAUCUGGCAUCCUAGGCAGACUCAAGCAAGAGCUUUCAAAGUGUUUGAAAGAUUUUAAAUACUAUUUAAAACCAGGUCUGUUCAUAUUUGUCAUUGGAAUAUAAUGGUACAUAUUUUUAAUAUUACCGUUUCGUCUGAUCAGCCCCCACACACUACUUCAAAUUCAUAUUUCCCUGUGUUCCUCUGUAUGAAGUGGGAUUUGUAAGAUGUAUAAACCUAUUACGCCGUGGAAUGGGGCAGGAUUGUUUACUCAGCUUCAUAGAAAUGUUUUGUAAUAAAAUGUCCCUUUUUUUCCACCAUCCAUUCUCCUUCCAGUGCACCUUCCCUAACACUGGGGCACGCAUCAUGACCUUCAUCGGUGGACCAGCCACUCAGGGCCCAGGCAUGGUGGUAGGAGAUGAGCUAAAGACCCCUAUUCGAUCCUGGCACGACAUUGAGAAGGACAACGCCAAGUUCAUGAAAAAGGGGACCAAAGUACGUUUUGGGUCAACCUUUGACUGUUCACUUUGCCUGUUAUUUACAGUGGGGGAAAAAAAGUAUUUAGUCAGCCACCAAUUGUGCAAGUUCUCCCACUUAAAAAGAUGAGAGAGGCCUGUAAUUUUCAUCAUAGGUACAUGUCAACUAUGACAGACAAAUUGAGAAAAAAAAAUCCAGAAAAUCAUAUUGUAGGAUUUUUUAUGAAUUUAUUUGCAAAUUAUGGUGGAAAAUAAGUAUUUGGUCACCUUCAAACAAGCAAGAUUUCUGGCUCUCACAGACCUGUAACUUCUUCUUUAAGAGGCUCCUCUGUCCUCCACCCGUUACCUGUAUUAAUGGCACCUGUUUGAACUUGUUAUCAGUAUAAAAGACACCUGUCCACAACCUCAAACAGUCACACUCCAAACUCCACUAUGGCCAAGAUCAAAGAGCUGUCAAAGGACACCAGAAACAAAAUUGUAGACCUGCACCAGGCUGGGAAGACUGAAUCUGCAAUAGGUAAGCAGCUUGGUUUGAAGAAAUCAACUGUGGGAGCAAUUAUUAGGAAAUGGAAGACAUACAAGACCACUGAUAAUCUCCCUCGAUCUGGGGCUCCACGCAAGAUCUCACCCCGUGGGGUCAAAAUGAUCACAAGAACGGUGAGCAAAAAUCCCAGAACCACACGGGGGGACCUAGUGAAUGACCUGCAGAGAGCUGGGACCAAAGUAACAAAGCCUACCAUCAGUAACACACUACGCCGCCAGGGACUCAAAUCCUGCAGUGCCAGACGUGUCCCCCUGCUUAAGCCAGUACAUGUCCAGGCCCGUCUGAAGUUUGCUAGAGUGCAUUUGGAUGAUCCAGAAGAGGAUUGGGAGAAUGUCAUAUGGUCAGAUGAAACCAAAAAAAACUCAACUUGUCGUGUUUGGAGGACAAAGAAUGCUGAGUUGCAUCCAAAGAACACCAUACCUACUGUGAAGCAUGGGGGUGGAAACAUCAUGCUUUGGGGCUGUUUUUCUGCAAAGGGACCAGGACGACUGAUCCGUGUAAAGGAAAGAAUGAAUGGGGCCAUGUAUUGUGAGAUUUUGAGUGAAAACCUCCUUCCAUCAGCAAGGGCAUUGAAGAUGAAACGUGGCUGGGUCUUUCAGCAUGACAGUGAUCCCAAACACACCGCCCGGGCAACGAAGGAGUGGCUUCGUAAGAAGCAUUUCAAGGUCCUGGAGUGGCCCAGCCAGUCUCCAGAUCUCAACCCCAUUGAAAAUCUUUGGAGGGAGUUGAAAGUCCGUGUUGCCCAACGACAGCCCCAAAACAUCACUGCUCUAGAGGAGAUCUGCAUGGAGGAAUGGGCCAAAAUACCAGAAACAGUGUGUGAAAACCUUGUGAAGACUUACAGAAAACGUUUGACCUGUGUCAUUGCCAACAAAGGGUAUAUAACAAAGUAUUGAGAAACUUUUGUUAUUGACCAAAUACUUAUUUUACACCAUAAUUUGCAAAUAAAUUCAUUAAAAAUCCUACAAUUUGAUUUUCUGGAUUAUUCUUUCUCAUUUUAUCUGUCAUAGUUGACGUGUACCUAUGAUGAAAAUUACAGGCCUCUCUCAUCUUUAAGUGGGAGAACUUGCACAAUUGGUGGCUGACUAAAUACUUUUUCCCCCCACUGUAGAUGGGUUUACCAUGAUCUGAACUUUUUUCAGGUCUGUUGCCACUGUCUGUGAAUGGUGAUGAAGUAGUGUGUUACAGCACAUUAAAGUGAGACAACCAGUUAAUGGCUAGAUGUGUGUUUUAGCAUAACAAAAAUACAAACAGGCAAUACCUUUUUCUAUAUAUUAUAUUAAGGGAUUUUCUGCCCUUGAGAUCCUUGGGGGGGGGGGGCCUCCUAAGCGUUUUUUCGGGCCGCCUAAAUCCAAACCAUGUAAAAAAAUAUAUAUAUAUACACUACCGGUCAAAAGUUUUAUAACACCUACUCAUUAAAGGGUUUUUCUUUAUUUUUACUAUUUUCUACAUUGUAGAAUAAAAGUGAAGACAUCAAAACUAUGAAAUGACACAUAUGGAAUCAUGUAGUAACCAAAAAAGUGUUAAACAAAUCUAAAUAUAUUUUAAAUUUGAGAUUCUUCAAAUAGCCACCCUUUGCCUUGAUGACAGCUUUGCACACUCUUGGCAUUCUCUCAACCAGCUUCACCUGGAAUGCUUUUCCAACAGUCUUGAAGGAGUUCCCACAUAUGCUGAGCACUUGUUGGCUGCUUUUCCUUCACUCUGCGGUCCGACUCAUCCCAAACCAUCUCAAUUUGGUUGAGGUCGGGGAAUUGUGGAGGCCAGGUCAUCUGAUGCAGCACUCCAUCACUCUCCUUCUUGGUAAAAUAGCCCUUACACAGCCUGGAUGUGUGUUGGGUCAUUGUCCUGUUGAAAAACAAAUGAUAGUCCCACUAAGCCCAAACAAGAUGGCAUAUCAAUGCAGAAUGCUGUGGUAGCCAUGCUGGUUAAGUGUGCCUUGAAUUCUAAAUAAAUCACAGACAGUGUCACCAGCAAAGCACCAUCACACCUCCUCCUCCAUGAUUUAUGGUGGGAAAUACACAUGGGGAGAUCAUCCGUUCACCCACACUGCGUCUCACAAAGACACGGCGGUUGGAACCAAAAAUCUCCAAUUUCUACUCCAGACCAAAGGACACAUUUCCACCGGUCUAAUGUCCAUUGCUCGUGUUUCUUGGCCCAAGCAAGUCUCUACUUAUUAUUGGUGUCCUUUAGUAGUGGUUUCUUUGCAGCAAUUUGUCCAUGAAGGCCUGAUUCGCACAGUCUCCUCUGAACAGUUGAUGUUGAGAUGUCUGUUAAUAGAACUCUGUGAAGCAUUUAUUUGGGCUGCAAUUUCUGAGGCUGGUAACUCUAAUUAACUUAUCUUCUACAUCAGAGGUAACUCUAGGUCUUCCAUUCCUGUGGCAGUCCUCAUGAGAGCCAGUUUCAUCAUAGUGCUUGAUGGUUUUUGCGACUGCACUUUCAAAGUUCUUGAAAUUUUCCGUAUUGACUGACCUUCAUGUCUUAAAGUAAUAAUGGACUGUCGUUUCUCUUUGCUUAUUUGAGCUGUUUUUGCCAUAAUAUGGACUUGGUCUUUUACCAAAUAGGGCUAUCUUCUGUAUACCCCCCGCUACCUUGUCACAACACAACUGGUUGGCUCUAACGCAUUAAGAAGGAAAGACAUUUCAAAUUGAGACGGUUUGGGAUGAGUCGGACCGCAGAGGGAAGGAAAAGCAGCCAACAAGUGCUCAGUAUAUGUGGGAACUCCUUCAAGACUGUUGGAAAAGCAUUCCAGGUGAAGCUGGUUGAGAGAAUGCCAAGAGUGUGCAAAGCUGUCAUCAAGACAAAGGGUGGCUAUUUGAAGAAUCUCAAAUAUAAAAUAUAUUUAGAUUUGUUUAACAAAUUUUUCGUUACUACAUGAUUCCAUAUGUGUUAUUUCAUAGUUCUGAUGUCUUCACUAUUAUUCUACAAUGUAGAAAAUAGUAAAAAUAAAGAAAAACCCUUGCAUGAGUAGAUGUUCUAAAACUUUUGACUGGUGGUGUGUGUAUAUAUAUAUACAUAUUUUUUUAUAAUAUAAUAUUUGAGAACUAACAAUAACCAUAAAAGCUAGAAAGUUAAUUAGAAUUAAAAAUUCCUCAAACAAUGAAUUUAGCAGAAUUUAUUUUGUUAUUAUGUUUGAGAAAAAGAACACAGCAUUAGCCAUGGCAAAAUGAAUAGAAUUGCAGGAAAUUAGCUUUAAAACUGAUAAAUGUUAUCUCAGCUUCAUGGCAGAAUAUGUAGAAUCUAUGUAAAUUAGCUUUGAAACUGCAACAUUAUCUCUCGGAUCCAUGGUAAAAUGUGUAGAAUUGCAGGAAAUGUCCUUUUAAAACUGUAAACAUUUCUCUCAGCUCCAUGAAGACAUUUGUAGAAUUGCAGGAAAUUGGCUUAAAAAUUGAAAAACAUCUCUACACCACCAAGAUGGGAGGCCUCUAAAAUUCAGCCUCGCGCAGUGAGCGUAGUGGCACGCCCCCUGCCUUACACACCACCUAAGCCCCUUUCUGAUCCAGAAAAAACCCUGAUAUUGGAUCCUGUUUUUAUUCUGUAUGAAGUUGGGGUAAAACCCUUUCCUUCAUUUUCAGCAUUACGAGGCAUUGGCGAGCCGUGCCUCCACCAACGGCCACAUCAUAGACAUCUAUGCCUGCGCUCUGGACCAGACCGGACUGCUGGAGAUGAAGUGUUGUUCCAAUCACACUGGGUGAGGAUGCUCUGUCUGUCUGGUGAACACACAAGUUGCGUCCAGAAUGGCUCCCUAUAUAGUUCACUACUUUUGACUAGGGCCUACAGAGCUCUGGUCAAAAGUAGUGCACUAUAUAGGGAACAAAAUGCCAUUUGAUACGCAGAACACACACAUAUGUCAAUCUCUCUGGCUCCUCCCAUAGUAAGAGGAGAGUUUGUCCUCUUAUUUUCUCCUCCAAUGCUCUCCUCUGAGGCUUUGAGGAAGAGAAGGAAGGCGAGGAGAGAGGAGGAGGCGAGGAGAGAGGAGGAGGCGAGGAGAGACUUCUGAGAUUCACCCUAUGUACAGUGGGGGGGAAAAGUAUUUAGUCAGCCACCAAUUGUGCAAGUUCUCCCACUUAAAAAGAUGAGAGAGGCCUGUAAUUUCCAUCAUAGGUACACGUCAACUAUGACAGACAAAUUGAGAAAAGAAAAUCCAGAAAAUCACAUUGUAGGAUUUUUAAUGAAUUUAUUUGCAAAUUAUGGUGGAAAAUAAGUAUUUGGUCACCUUCAAACAAGCAAGAUUUCUGGCUCUCACAGACCUGUAACUUCUUCUUUAAGAGGCUCCUCUGUCCUCCACUCGUUACCUGUAUUAAUGGCACCUGUUUGAACUUGUUAUCAGUAUAAAAGACACCUGUCCACAACCUCAAACAGUCACACUCCAAACUCCACUAUGGCCAAGACCAAAGAGCUGUCAAAGGACACCAGAAACAAAAUUGUAGACCUGCACCAGGCUGGGAAGACUGAAUCUGCAAUAGGUAAGCAGCUUGGUUUGAAGAAAUCAACUGUGGGAGCAAUUAUUAGGAAAUGGAAGACAUACAAGACCACUGAUAAUCUCCCUCGAUCUGGGGCUCCACGCAAGAUCUCACCCCGUGGGGUCAAAAUGAUCACAAGAACGGUGAGCAAAAAUCCCAGAACCACACGGGGGGACCUAGUGAAUGACCUGCAGAGAGCUGGGACCAAAGUAACAAAGCCUACCAUCAGUAACACACUACGCCGCCAGGGACUAAAAUCCUGCAGUGCCAGACGUGUCCCCCUGCUUAAGCCAGUACAUGUCCAGGCCCGUCUGAAGUUGCAUUUGGAUGAUCCAGAAGAGGAUUGGGAAAAUGUCAUAUGGUCAGAUGAAACCAAAAUAUAUCUUUUUGGUAAAAACUCAACUCGUCGUGUUUGGAGAACAAAGAAUGCUGAGUUGCAUCCAAAGAACACCAUACCUACUGUGAAGCAUGGGAGUGGAAACAUCAUGCUUUGGGGCUGUUUUUCUGCAAAGGGACCAGGACGACUGAUCCGUGUAAAGGAAAGAAUGAAUGGGACCAUGUAUCGUGAGAUUUUGAGUAAAAACCUCCUUCCAUCAGCAAGGGCAUUGAAGAUGAAACGUGGCUGGGUCUUUCAGCAUGACAAUGAUCCCAAACACACCGCUCGGGCAACGAAGGAGUGGCUUCGUAAGAAGCAUUUCAAGGUCCUGGAGUGGCCUAGCCAGUCUCCAGAUCUCAACCCCAUAGAAAAUCUUUGGAGGGAGUUGAAAGUCCGUGUUGCCCAGCGACAGCCCCAAAACAUCACUGCUCUAGAGGAGAUCUGCAUGGAGGAAUGGGCCAAAAUACCAGCAACAGUGUGUGAAAACCUUGUGAAGACUUACAGAAAACGUUUGACCUGUGUCAUUGCCAACAAAGGGUAUAUAACAAAGUAUUGAGAAACUUUUGGUAUUGACCAAAUACUUAUUUUCCACCAUAAUUUGCAAAUAAAUUCAUUAAAAAUCCUACAAUGUGAUUUAAUGGAUUUUUUUCCCUCAUUUUGUCUGUCAUAGUUGACGUGUACCUAUGAUGGAAAUUACAGGCCUCUCUCAUCUUUAUAAGUGGGAGAACUUGCACAAUUGGUGGCUGACUAAAUACUUUUUUCCCCCACUGUAUAGUUGAACUCAUAUGAGUAUAUCUGUUUUGCAGAGGCUACAUGGUGAUGGCAGACUCUUUCAACACCUCCCUAUUCAAACAAACCUUCCAGAGGGUCUUCACCAAAGAUGUGGCUGGAGCCUUCAAGAUGGCCUUCGCUGGCACCCUGGAGAUAAAGGUAGAGCCAUUGCACAGACUGGCUGUCUGAAAUAGUACCCUUUUACCAAUAUAGUGUACUAGUAGUACACUCUUAAGGAAUAGGGUGUCAUUUUAGAUGCAGCCACUGUUACAAUAUCCACACAUACCCAAUACAUUGCUUCUACGUAGUGUGUAAGUGUGGAUAUUGGAACAGAGCGACAUGCUCUCAUGGAUAGUUGAUUCUAUCCAUAAAACUAUGUGAAAUAUCAGAUUUCUUAACUUUGCCUUUUACCAAAUAUAAUUGUGCACAAACUGCUAAUAUGUUCCAAUAUCAUCUGUCCUCCUUCAUUUCAGACGUCUCGAGAGAUCAAGAUUUCAGGAGCCAUCGGGCCAUGUGUGUCAUUAAAUGCCAAAGGACCGUGUGUGUCUGAAAAUGUGAGUCCAUGUCAAAUACAUAGAACAGUGACCUAAUAUAGUACUUUUGACCGGUCGACCCUUUUGUAACUGCAGUUGUUAAUCCAGAAUAGUGUGUGUCCUGAAUCUCUGCCGAAGGAGAUGUAACAACGUUGUUCUGUUUCUGAUCCGUUCUAGAACAAUGUCAUUCUGAUUCUGAUCCCUUCUAGAAUAAUGUAAUUCUGAUUCUGAUCCCUUCUGUUUGUUUCCUUAAAGGAAAUUGGAACAGGGGGCACCUCUCAAUGGAAGAUAUGUGGUCUUGACCAUAACACCACUCUGGCAGUGUACUUUGAGGUGGUCAAUCAGGUAUGCCUUCAUAUUACACUCUCUGGAUUGUGAUCACUAAGCUACUUUUGGCAAUAACUGCCGUAUUUUGUGUUAUAUUGCGAUCAGAAACUAAAAGCUUUUGAUUGUCAAGGUUGCUGAGUAGUCAUUUUUAUAUCACAGUAAUCUGAGAUUAGGCGAUCCACAGAGCAAUGUUCCACUUGUUCCAAAGACUCAGAUAAUUUGAUUGCACCACCAGAGGUGAACUAGCUGUUCCAUAAUGAUCUCUUCCACUGCUGUACAGUUGUGGUCAAAAGUUUUGAGAAUGACACAAAUAUAAAUUUUCACAAAGUCUCCUGCCUCAGUUUUUAUGAUGGCAAUUUGCAUAUACUCCAGAAUGUUAUGAAGAGUGAUCAGAGGAAUUGCAAUUAAUUGCAAAGUCCCUCUUUGCCAUGAAAAUGAACUUAAUCCCCAAAAAACAUUUCCACUGCAUUUCAGCCCUGCCACAAAAGGACCAGCUGACAUCAUGUCAGUGAUUCUGUCGUUAACACAGGUGAGAGUGUUGACGAGGACAAGGCUGGAGAUCACUCUGUCAUGCUGAUUGAGUUAGAAUAACAGACUGGAAGCUUUAAAGAGAGGGUGGUGCUUGAAAUCAUUGUUCUUCCUCUGUUAACCAUGGUUACCUGCAAGGAAACACAUGCCGUCAUCAUUGCUUUGCACAAAAAGGGCUUCACAGGCAAGGAUAUUGCUGCUAGUAAGAUUGCACCUAAAUCAACCAUUUAUCGGAUCAUCAAGAACUUCAAGGAGAGAGGUUCAAUUGUUGUGAAGAAGGCUUCAGGGCGCCCAAGAAAGUUCAGCAAGCGCCAGGACCGUCUCCUAAAGUUGAUUCAGCUGCGGGAUCAGGGCACCACCAGUGCAGAUCUUGCUUAGGAAUGGCAGCAGGCAGGUGUGAGUGCAUCUGCACGCACAGUGAGGCGAAGACUUUUGGAGGAUGGCCUGGUGUCAAGAAGGGCAACGAGGAAGCCACUUCUCUCCAGGAAAAACAUCAUGGACAGACUGAUAUUCUGCAAAAGAUAAAGGGAUUGGACUGCUGAGGACUGGGGUAAAGUCAUUUUCUCUGAUGAAUCCCCUUUCCGAUUGUUUGGGGCAUCCGUAAAAAAGCUUGUCCGGAGAAGACAAGGUGAGCGCUACCAUCAGUCCUGUGUCAUGCCAACAGUAAAGCAUCCUGAGACCAUUCAUGUGUGGGGUUGCUUCUCAGCCAAGGGAAUGGGCUCACUCACAAUUCUGCCUAAGAACACAGCCAUGAAUAAAGAAUGGUACCAACACAUCCUCCGAGAGCAACUUCUCCCAACCAUCCAAGAACAGUUUGGUAACGAACAAUGCCUUUUCCAGAAUGAUGGAGCACCUUGCCAUAAGGCAAAAGUGAUAACUAAGUGGCUCGGGAACAAAACAUCGACAUUUUGGGUCAAUGGCCAGGAAACUCCCCAGACCUUAAUCCCAUUGAGAACUUGUGGUCGAUCCUCAAGAGGCGGGUGGACAAACAAAAACCCACAAAUUCUGACAAACUCCAAGCAUUGAUUAUGCAAGAAUGGGCUGCCAUCAGUCAGGAUGUGGCCCAGAAGUUAAUUGACAGCAUGCCAGGGCGGAUUGCAGAGGUCUUGAAAAAGAAGGGUCAACACUGCAAAUAUUGACUCUUUGCAUAAACAUCAUGUAAUUGUCAGUAAAAGCCUUUGACACUUAUGGAAUGCUUGUAGUUAUACUUCAGUAUACCAUAGUAACAUCUGACAAAAAUAUCUAAAAACACUGAAGCAGCAAACAUUGUGAAGACCAAUACUUGUGUCAUUCUCAAAACUUUUGACCACGACUGUACUUGGCUGUUCAGAGGUACUGGAUAGAGGUGCAUCAGCAUCACUAUGCCACCAGAUGGUGUGCUCGUAUAUGAAACCACUAUGGCAUCUUUAUAAAACAUACAGUAGUAUAAGAUGGAUCUAUAAAUGUAAAUGAGAUGGUCACAUUCAUUUUAACCCAGUUAUACAAAACUGAAAGAUUACAUUUAAAUGAUUUUAGAUAGGCAGUGUUGCCAUAGGUAUAUUCAUUGAGGAAGAACACAUUUGGACAGAUAGUGAUGUUUGUAUAUGUACAGUCUGCAAUCUAGUUCAAACAUUGUAGUUCAACAUUGUAGUUCAAACAGAUAAUGGUCCAAUGCCCCUGAGUGACUGUACAAUGUGCAUUGCAAGCUAACCUUUUUUUUAGUCAGAAACAGAACAGAUAGGAUCGCUGAUAUGACAGUCUUGUUGUGUAGAUCCACUUAAGACAUAAGUGUCACAAUGACAUCCCAUUGGUCAUACUAGAAUGAUCCUUCAUAUGGUCCUUCUCUGGUGUUUAGUCCCAACCUGUAUUGUAUUUAAUUUCAUUAAUUCAUUUGUAUAUUUUUAGCCAGGAUUGUCCAUUCAGUAACAAUUGCCACUGUUUUCCAGGGAGUCCUGGGAUUCAUAAAAUCAAGUGUGUAUUUGAGUCUGUAGUCAGGCUAGUUUUCCAGACUGCUCCAUGGUGACAGAGUCCUGGUCCAGUAUAGUGUCUUUAUGAUCCUCCAUAGUCACCUCUGACAUGGACUUGGCCUCUGGUGACCCUGUUUUGGAGUUGGUUUCUGACAAGAGUGAUGGGUUGGAGAAGUUGUUAUCUUGGCUCACUAUAUCCAGUUGGAUGGCGGUGCUCUGUGGGCGGCAGUUCUUCAGAGGGCGCUGGAACAGCUGUCGUAUUUUAUUCAGGCUUUUCCGCAGAGCCGCUCUGUAGCGCCUGAGAGGGAGGGAGGAGAGAGAGGAGAGAGAGGAGAGAGAGAGAGGAGAGAGAGAGGAGAGAGAGAGCGCGAGAGCGAGAGAGAGAGCGAGAGAGAGAGCGAGAGAGAGAGAGAGAGAGAGAGAGAGAGAGAGAGAGUGAGAGAGAGUGAGAGAGAGUGAGAGAGAGUGAGAGAGAGAGAGAGAGAGAGAGAGAGAGAGAGAGAGAGAGAGAGAGAGAAAAAAAAAAAAUAACCAAGCGCCUCAUCGGCUCCACAGCUCUGCUCCAACACUGAGAAGCUAAUUUCAUAAUCUCAAGUGCUCAGCUUUUCCCCCUCACAGCAGCCGUUAUUUCGAAAUGUACUGGAGCUAGCUUCUCAAUUCCAUCAGAAUUUGUUUCAAGUGCCUAUUGAGGGACCUUCAUAUCAUCUGUACAAGAUUGAGCCUUGUUCUUGAGAUGUGGGGGAAGUUGGAGAAGUCUUUAUAUUUGUUGAAUGAGAGAGAGAACUACUCACUAUAUUAUUGAAUGACUGUUUGGGCUAUUGGCUAUUAGUGAUGUGGUGGGAAAAAUCAAUACAGUUACAUAUUAUUAUUUUGGAUGCUAUUAUCUCAAUAUUUUUGACUCCAAGUAUUGAUUUGUAGAAAUAUUAUAUACAGUGCUGUGAAAAAGUAUUUGCCCCCCUUCUAAUUUUCUCUACUUUUGCAUAUUUUUGAUACUGAAUGUUAUCAGAUCUUCAACCAAAACCUAAUAUUAGAUAAAGGGAACCUGAGUGAACAAAUAACACAACAAUUACAUACUUAUUUCAUUUAUUCCAUAAACAAAGUUAUGCAACACCCAAUGCCCCUGUGUGAAAAAGUAAUUGCCCCCUUACACUCAAUAACUGGUUGUGCCACCUUUAGCUGCAAUGACUCCAACCAAACGCUUCCUGUAGUUGUUGAUCAGUCUCUCACGUCGCUGUGGAGGAAUUUUGGCCCACUCUUCCCUGCAGAACUGCUGUAACUCAGUGACAUUUGUGGGUUUUCAAGCAUUAACUGCUUUUUUCAAGUCCUGCCACAACAUCUCAAUUGGGAUUAGGUCUAGACUUUGACUAGGCCAUUCCAAAACUACAAAUGUGUUGCUUUUUAGCCAUUUUCAUGUAGACUUGAUUGUGUGUUAUGGAUCAUUGUCUUGCUGCAUGACCCAGCUGCGCUUUAGCUUAAGCUCAGACGGAUGGCCUGACAUUCUUCUGUAGAAUUCUCUGACACAGAGCAGAAUUCAUGGUUGCUUCUAUUAAGGCAAAUCAUCCAGGUCCUGAGGCAGCAAAGCAUUCCGAAACCAUCCCCAUGCUUGACCGUUGGUAUGAUGCUCUUACUGUGGAAUGCAGUGUUUGGUUUUUGCCAGGCAUAAUGGGACCCAUGUCAUCCAGUGUAUGCCAGUUAGGCUCUACACCGGUUGUAAAGCGGAUUAAUGUGCUUCAUUUAAAGAAGUUAUUAGGCCGCUUUAGUUGUGAUACAAAACGUAUCAAACAUAUAGGCCUAUGGGCUAGGCUACAUGAGGUGUGCGACUAUGAUUUGAAAAAGUCGCCAAAGAAAAGGCGUGCGCUGUUUCUUGAUUUACUGCACACACUGGGCAUCGUUCACAAGUGAUAAUAAAUACAUCAUUCACAAGUGAUAGUAUUGUCACUCAUCAGACUAUUCUUAAUGUCAUCUUGUCUUUACAUAUAGGCCUACUAAAUAAUAUACAGUGCCUUCGGAAAUUAUUCAGACUCCUUGACUUUUUCCACAUUUUGUUACGUUACAGCCUUAUUCUAAAAUUGAUUAAAUUGUUUUUUUCCCUCAUUAAUCUACACACAAUACCCCAUAAUGAUAAAGCAAAAACAGGCUUUUAGAAAUUAUUGCACAUUUAUUACAAAUAAAAAACUGAAAAAUAACAUUUACAUAAGUAUUCAGACCCUUUACUCAGUACUUUGUUGAAGCACCUGUGGCAGCGAUUACAGCAUCGGGUCUUCUUAGGUAUGACGCUACAAGCUUGGGACACCUGUAUUUGGGGAGUUUCUCCCAUUCUUCUCUUCAGAUCCUCUCAAGCUCUGUUAGGUUGGAUGGGGAGUGUUGCUGCACAGCUAUUUUCAGGUCUCUCCAGAGAUGUUCAAUCGGGUUCAAGUCCGGGCUCUGGCUGGGCCACUCAAGGACAUUCAGAGACUUGUCCCGAAGCCACUCCUGCAUCAUCUUGGCUGUGUGCUUAGGGUCGUUGUCUUGUUGGAGGGUGAAUCUUCACCCCAGCCUAAGGUCCUGAGCGCUCUGGAGCAGGUUUUCAUCAAGGAUCUCUCUGUACUUUGCUCCGUUAAUCUUUGCCUCGAUCCUGACUAGUCUCCCAAUCCCUGCCGCUGACAAACAUCCCCACAUUUAUGAUGUUGCCACCACCAUGCUUCACCGUAGGGAUGAUGCCAGGUUUCCUCCAGACGUGACGCUUGGCAUUCAGGCCAAAGAGUUCAAUCUUGGUUUCAUCAGACCAGACAAUCUUGUUUCUCAUGUUCUGAGAGUCUUUAGGUGCCUUUUGGCAAACUCCAAGCAGGCUGUCGUGUGCCUUUUACUGAGGAGUGGCUUCCGUCUGGCCACUCUACCAUAAAGGCCUGAUUGGUGGAGUGCUGCAGAGAUGGUUGUCCUUCUGGAAGGUUCUCCCAUCUCCACAGAGGAACUCUAGAGCUCUGUUAGAGUGACCAUUAGGUUCUUGGUCACCUCCCUGACUAAGGCCCUUCUCGCCCGAUUGCUCAGUUUGGCCGGGGGGCCAGCUUUUGGAAGAUACUUGGUGGUUCCAAACAUUUUCCAUUUAAGAAUGAUGGAGGCCACUGUGUUCUUGGGUACCUUCAAUGCUGCAUAAAUAUGUUGGUACCCUUCCCCAGAUCUGUGCCUCGACACAAUCCUGUCUCGGAACUCUACGAACAAUUCCUUUUUGCUCAGACAUGCACUGUCAUAUAGACAGGUGUGUGUCUUUCCAAAUCUUGUCCAAUCAAUAGAAUUUACCACAGGUGGACUCAAUCAAGUUGUAGAAACAUCUCAAGGAUGAUCAAUGGAAACCGGAUUUACCUGAGCUCAAUUUCGAGUCUCAUAGAAAAGGGGCUGAAUACUUAUGUAAAUAAGGUAUUUCUGUUUUUUUAUUUUUAAUACAUUUGCAAAACUUUAUAAAAACCUGUUGACUGAGGUUAGAGGAAUAGAAAGCCACGGAUUUGGAGAUGAAAAUGACGAGGGUAUCAAAUUGAUUUUGAUUGGUCCAACACACGGAAACACCUUCAAAUGUUACCACCUCCCAACAGCAAAAUAUGGAAGAGAUACAACCAAGAGCUGAGCGGUCUAAACUAGCAACGGUCACAACAAACGUUCUUAUUUCAUCAACACUGUUAAGUACAAGCUUAUUAAGGUUGUAAUAUUGUAGAGAACAAUCUAAUGAUUUAUUGUAUGUGAUUCAUAAUGGCAUAGGCUAAAGAAAACAUUUAGUAGCACCCUGUUCAAUUUACCCGUAUUUCACUACAUUCUAGAGCAGUGAGUGAACGCCCUACAAUAUGUUUGGAACAUCAAAUCACAGUAUCGAAUCGCAAUACAUAUAGAAUCGUGAGAAUCGCAAUACAUAUCGUAUCGGCACCUAAGUAUGGUGAUAAUAUCGUAUCGUGAUGUCCCAGCCCUAUUGGCUAUCCCUUACAUCUGAAUCAUGGAGUUGAUCACUUCUCAAUUCCCUCUGACUUUGGGUUCAUGUGGCCAUUGAUGGACCACAAGGAUAUUGAGGGGCUUUAUAUUGAGGUAUAACAGCUUCAUAAGAUUGAGCCUUAUUCUUCUUGAGACACAGCAUUGAAAUUACUGUAUAUUGUCUGAAUGACUGUUUGUUUGGGGCUAUUAAGGGGAAGUGGAAAGGGGAUACCUAGUCAGUUGCACAACUGAAUGCAUUUAACUGAAAUGUGUCUUCCGCAUUUAACCCAACCCCUCUGAAUCAGAGAGGUGCAAGGGGCUGCCUUAAUCAACGUCCAUGUCAUUGGUGCCCGGGGAGCAGUUGUUGGCUAUUGCUUACGUCUGUGUCAUGGAGUUGAUCCAUGGGUUGAGAGCGGAGGUGAGGAGGACGAGCCAGGUAGCCACGGCUGAGGCUGCUGCUGGCGGGUCAUAGCCACUAAACGUCUCAUAGAAACAGGUGGAGAUGUAAGGCAGCCAGCACACCAGCAAGCACACUGACAAUGGAGAGAAUUUAGACAGGAGAUUAUUAGAGUAAUUAUGAUAGAAAAGUAUAUUUAUGGAGAAAUAGACAGGCAGUUAUUAGACUAAUUACGGUAACAUUACAAGAAUUCUAUUUAGUAUAUUUAUAUAUUUGCGAGACUCCAUAACAAUGAGCCUUAUUGUGAUGCAUGUAAUGGUAUUGUAGCACAUUAAUAUUAACAAAUUGAAGAAGACUGAAUUUCACCGGUUACAAAUGUAGCCUACAGAAAAAUGUAUUUAAUAACAGCCACUGAUGGACCUUGAAAUCUUAUUUGCAUUUGUCCUUACAUAAAAGGCUUUUAUUCUGUGUCUAUCUGCUCGGUGCUCAGAGUAUAUCAAAUUGUUAUAUCAAAGGCUUAUGCCUUGCUUUGUUUGAAAUAAAUUACAUAAACAAAUCGAUAGCUUCACUGUACUAUUCACAAGUUUAACCACCAAUGAGACUCACCCACAGUUGCCACCAUCACUAUGGAGCUCCUGAAGUAGUUAUUAGCAGGGACAUAAAAACAGUGCUGGUCGUUGCAAACGAACGUCCCCCGCCGCACCUGUUUCCUCGCAAUAUACACAAUGUACGCAUACAUGGAGCACAUAAUGAGUAUGGGUGCUAUGAUCCCGACCAUGAUGAAGAGCAUACUGAAGCCCCUGUAGUCUGGCUGGAAGCUGGGGCCACACAGGAACCUGGUGCUGCUGUAGGUGUAGCUGCCGAAGCCCAGCAGUGGCAAGGCUGCGUUGAUCAGGCAGUAGAGCCACACCAGGACCAGCACCACCCUGAUCCUCCUGGAUGUGCAGAUGGUGGUGUAGCUCAGGGCGAAGCAGAUCUCUGUAAACUUGUCGAUGGUGGCCCAGGUCAGGGAGUGGAUGGAGGCCAACUGAAGGAGCAGGUAGAGGAAGGCGCUGCCCUGGCAGAGGGGCCCGUCGCUGGGGUAGCCCUGCGGCCUGAACAGGCUGUUAUGGACUCCGAAGGGAAUGGUGGAGAGACCCAGGGCCAGGUCACUCAGGCAGAAGCUCAGGGUCAGCGCCCAGGUUUCGGUGCGGAGCUCCUUGUUGAGCAGAACCACCAGUAGUAGAACCACGUUACCACACACAGAGCACAGACUGGAGACCACCAUCAGAGCUGCAUAGACCAGGGCCACCGGCUGCAUCCUCAUGGCCUCCUGGUGGAAGAGAAGUCCUCCCUGUGUUGGCUGGCUGCUCACUCUCCUCUCGCCUGUUUCAGUCCAUGAGAUCUGACUGACUGGCUGUCUGGCUGACUGUCUGGCUGACUGGUGGACUGACUGGUUGGCUGACUGUCUGGCUGACUGGCCGCCCUGUGGUGUUCAGUACAAGGGCUUAGCUUGCUUCUUACUAUGCACUAUCUAUCAAGAGUGAGGAAGGGAGAGAGAAACAGUCUAGAACAACCCACUUUCAAGCACGAGAAUUUUGAGGAGUGAGCGUGAGAGAGGGAGAGAGAUGCUCUGCCUGUGUAAACAGAAGCUUGAGAUCCAAUAUCCUCUCCUCCACUCUAAUGGCUGCAGCACAGUUAAUGAGCCAUUUGACUCUGGAGUGUUGUUGGGGUUAUUGGUAAGACGCAUGCCUCUAAUUCGAUCUAAGCUCCCAAUCAUUCAUUAUGAAUGAAUUAUUAUAAAUUAUUAAGCCCCCUCAUAUCACCCAAUUGUCCAUAAGUUGUCCAUAAGGCAGUAGCAGUUAUGUGUGUGUGUUUGUACAGGGCAAACCAUUUGAAUAAAACUCACAGGCACCACCCACUUAUAUUAGCCUAGUUAGAUGGGGAAUUUAUUGGUAUCAUAUCUUGGUGUUUUUAUAACAUGUGCACAUUCAUAAUCAGAUAACCAACAGUUCUUGUCUCCUCUCAACACAGCAUAAUGCACCUAUACCCCAGGGGGGCCGCGGGGGGGUCCAGUACGUCACCCAGUACCAACACUCCAGUGGACAGAAACGCAUCCGAGUCACCACCACCGCCAGAAAGUAAAUACACACACACAUUGCAUAUUUAGCUCACUUCACAUUAAAACUUAUAAAAAUACAAACAUAUGAAUCUGGAUUUGAUUCAUCAUUCACAUCUUCUUUUCAGAGUAACUACAGACUUUAAGGUUUAUCUACCACUUUUCAUUCCACUAUGUAACUGCAUCUGCAAGCUCACCUUGUUUCCAUAGCAACGCGAUAGGGAGAGAGGGCAAAGUGUGUUUGUUGUGUGUUGUGAUCAGAGGAGGAGAUGAUCUUGGUUGUUAGUGUUAAAUGUGUAUUUAUGUAGAUUCUGGCUGAGCAGUAAUAUAGCUCUCAGUAUGGGGUUUGAUCAAUGUUGCAGUUCAUGUUUGUUAUUGAAUUUUACCUUAUGAGACCUGUGUUUAUACAAUGUUGGACAUGUGACAGGGCAGUGGCGAGUGGAAUUUUUUAUAGAUAAGCAGAGCCCCAGGCUGUUAUUAAAAGAUCAGUUCAAUUUACUUUGACUUAUAGUAUGGGGUGACUAAGGGCUUUUCAAUGCCAAAGCAACCAGAACAAAACAUCUGACAUAAUAUCCCUUAUUUAACUCAUGUAUCCGUACUAACUAUAGUACCGAUUCGUGUUGGUAGUAUCACUUGCCUUAUAACGGAGAACCUUACAACUGUGAAAUAAACAAAAGUGUUUUUGUGUCAAAUGAUAUGCAAUGCUUAUGCAGGUUGUUUCUCUCUCCUCUCUCUGUCUCUGUCUCUCUCUCUCCCUCCCGCCUCUCUCUCUGUCCCUCCCCCCUCGCUCUCUGUCCCUCCCCCCCUCUCUCUCAGCUGGGCAGAUGCAGGGACCCAGAUCCAGAGCAUUGCAGCAUCAUUUGACCAGGAGGCCUCAGCCAUCCUGAUGGCCAGACUGGCUGUGUACCGUGCUGAGACCGAGGAGGGCCCCGACGUGCUGCGCUGGCUGGACAGACAGCUCAUCCGACUGGUAAGAUAGUAUUCUCACUCGUAUUCUCAGUGCUUGCGUCCCAAAUGGCACCCUAUUCCCUUUAUAGUGCUCUACUUUUGGCCAGAGCCUUAUGACAUGGAAGAUUGGCAGGGGUCAAGGGAGGGGGCUGCUUUAUUUUCUCAUCCCCUCACAUAUUCUAUCAGCCCCAUCCCCAGAGCCUUCAUAAAUGGACCAGGAUUUUUAAACAUUGAGAUGUUGAAAUGCAACAAUAUCAUUAUUUCCUACUGCUAACCAGUGAAAGUACCAAUUUCAGGCUAGCAGGCAUGCUGAAAUAGUGUGAUGAAGUGUGACGUGGCAUUUUAUAGAUAAGUGUAGACUCAGUUGCAGGCAGGACUUUCUGGUUGGUCUCGUGUUACAUGGGCAACUUUGAAUUGGCUUUUUCUCUCUCCUUUCCAGUGUCAGAAGUUUGGAGAUUAUAAUAAGGAUGAUCCCAACUCCUUCCGCUUCUCAGAAACCUUUUCUCUCUAUCCCCAGGUAAGUGAUCAUGUGCUGAAUGGCUGAUUGGCUCUUUAGUGGAACAACACAGUUAUAGCUAGUAAACAGAUGUAUGAUAAAUAUCUUACCGCUAAAAUAUUUUUUUUAAGUAGUGUUUCGUGCUUAGCAUAAAGACUAUUUUAAAAUGCACAUUAUAGCUUUGGCAGCAUGAUGGAAUGCUUUUUAAAACAUCUCUCUGCUUUUCCUUUGUCCCUCAGUUUAUGUUCCACCUGAGAAGGUCUCCCUUCCUGCAAGUGUUCAACAACAGUCCAGAUGAGAGCUCUUACUACAGACACCAGUUCAUGCGUCAGGACCUGACCCAGUCUCUGAUCAUGAUACAACCCAUUCUCUAUGCCUACUCCUUCAACGGGCCCCCAGAGGUAAGACCAAACACACACACACACACACACCCACACAGACUGACACACACACACACACACACACACACACACACACACACAGACACGCACAAGCAUACACAGACACAUAUACAGACACACACACACAGACAGACACGCACACAGACACGCACACAGACACGCACACAAACAUAUACACACACAGACACACACAAACACAGACACAGACUAAUUUUUCCAUUGAAAAAUUAGCUUUCCUUCUUCUUUAUAAACGUAAAUCAUGGAUGCCUUGUGAAGACCUCAAUCUCUCUGACUCUCCCACCUUCCUCCCACUCACAUUCUGCAGGCAUAGCUGUGUUGCCCAGGUCAACAGAGAGUGCACAAAUGCCCCGGUUAUUUUAUUACAGAUAACCUUGUGGUUAAUUAGUGUAGCAUGUGUGAGUACAGUAGUGUGUUCCAGACCAGAGCUUCUUUCAGUGCAGAUAUCAACAGUGUGGUUUUUAACACCUUACAGACAGACAGCGUAGUACACACCUCUCUGAAAAGGGUAAGUUAUUUAACCAUAUCUGUGUCACAAAUGGAUCCCUAUUCCCUAUAUUGUGCACUACUUUUGACCAGGGCCAAUGGGGUUCUAGUCAAAAAUAGUGCACUACCUUGGAAAUAGGGUGCCUUUUGGGACUGCCUUUUGGGACUUAACCUUAGUAAUUUUAACAGUGAAACUGGCUCUGUAUCAGCUGUAAUGCAUGUAACCAGGAGACGCAGCACUUCAGGUGUUUAUUUUUUAGAUUAGCAGAGACCUAGGCUACCUCUCAAAUGGCACCCUAUUCCCUAUACUGCACUAGUUUUGACCCUAGUGCACUAUAUAGGGAAUAGGGUGCCAUUUGGGAUGCAGUUCUAAUGUUUCCACCGGCUCUGACUUUUCAUUCUUUCUACUCCUGCCUGUUAAACAUUGAAAGAGUAAUCUUCUUCUCAUCUCUGUGCCCCUUGUAAAGCAGAUGGCGUAACGUAUAAGCAGAACCACUCUAUCUGCGCUGUUUGUGGCCUUUUAAAACGGCCAACACACUAUAAAAGAUACAAGAUAUACUACUACCUGUCUGUCAAGAUCGUCCAUCUUUGUAUUUCUUUGUACCUGAGAUUGGAGUUGGUGUGUUGUGACAUUGAGAGUUUGUUUUGGAAAGGAAAAAGGCAAUAUUGUGACAUUCCUAUCAGUGUCUGGGAUUAAACUGCCCCCCCCGCUCUAUCUUCAACAAACCUGGUUUAAUCAUGUAACAGCAUUAUUGACUGGAGCUGCAUUAGAAGGAUGCCAUUUUGUUUAGAGGGCAGUGGUUUAAGACGGUGUCGCUUUUCUCGCCUUGUAGCCUGUGUUCAGUAUCCUGCCUAUAGUAUAGUUUAAAUGUGGUUUAAAUGUAAAACUGUGUUUCUUAUUUUCUCCUCCUAGCCUGUGUUGCUGGACAGUAGCAGUAUCCUUCCUGAUCGCAUCCUUCUCAUGGACACCUUCUUCCAGAUCCUCAUCUAUCAUGGAGAGGUAUGUUCAUCAUCAGUCAUCCAAUCAUAAUCAACAUACCCACUAACAGACUCCAUCAAAACAUGACUUUCCUAAUGAUCUCACCACUCACACAGCUACGAUCUCUUUACACUCAGAGAGAGGCAGCUCUAUCUAUCAGGUGAUUCUAUCGCAGGGUUCCCAACUGGUGGCCCGCAUGACAAAUUUGGCCCACGGGUGAUUGUAUUUGGCCGCCCGCAAGUUUUCUGAGAAAAAAAAAUGAAAAUUAUUGUUGGACAUAAAAGACUGUAAAAACACCAGCACAUUAGACCAAGUUAUUUUGGUUUUGGAAAUCUGUUCCAAAGUAUUCCCAUGCAUAAUAGAGAGAUGUGAUCGUAUGCCCAGCGUCGUCCAGGGUAGGGGAGGGAAUGGCCGGCAGGGAUGUAGCUCAGUUGGUAGAGCAUGGCGUUUGCAACGCCAGGGUUGUGGGUUCGAUUCCCACGGGGGGACAGAAUGAAAAAAUUUAUAAAAAUGUAUACACUCACUAACUGUAAGUCGCUCUGGAUAAGAGCGUCUGCUAAAUGACAAAAAAAUAAUUAAAAAAAAUACAUUAUCUGUUUGUCCUUCUUGCGGUCAAUUUGCAGUCUACAAAUUAUUUUGUAUUAUGUUCCGGCACCCUGACCAUCCCCUCAAGAAAAAAAUCGUCCCGUGGCUGAAUCUAGUUGAUGAUCCCUGUUCUAUGUAACACUAGAUUGAUUUCAUUUCAGGUUGCAGCCAGAUACUAUUGUCCUUGUUUGACAUUUCUGAAUAGAUUAGGGAGCAGUGGGGACUGUAAAUAAUAAAUAAUAAAUAAUAAUACCAGUGUUGCACUAGUGCAGGGAUCAUCAACUAGAUUCAGCCGCGGGCCAAUUUUUUUCUUGAGUGGGUGGUCAGGGAACAUAACUACAAAUAAUUGUAGACUGCAAGUAGCCCAAACAGAUAUAAUAUUUGACUAAAACAUAAUCAUUUCAAACCUUGCUUACAUUUGUAUGUCUGGAAGUAGCUAGCAAGCUAGCCAACGUUAGCCAGUUAGCUUGGGUGCUUGACUGCUGUUGUUAGGUCAGCUAGCUAACGUUACAUGUAUGAUGUGUAGUAAUAUUAUUCAUAUCUCAGAGCCAUUUGCUUUGCUAGUUAUAGCCUAAUGUUAGCUAGCUAACAUUGAGCCUGGUUGGUUAGCUACCUGCAGAUUCAUGCAGGGUAGUAACAUCAUGAGUUGGGAUGAUGGUUCAUUGUUUAGCUAGCUAGCUACAUGUCUUAACAAAAGACUCCACUAUGCAAGUAUCCAUUUCAAUAGAAUGUUCAUGAUGUCACUGCGACACGACAGCUGUUGAUAGACGUAGCUGGUAAAUUCGCUCUGGCUAUCUACUCCGAUUUCAGAGCACUCUCGUCUGAGUGUGCUAGAGCGCAGAAUAAUUGAUCAAUUUUCGAACGCUCAACACCCGUUGAAUAUGGCCGGUGUCAGUAAACGUUGGCAAAAAAGCGUCAUUAAAUUGUUGCCAGCAGCACAGUUGCAGUCGCCGUCGCCAACACUCUGGAUAAAAUAAAAACUGCCUAACCAGCUCUGCUAGGGCCAGUAAAAUGGUCAGAGUGAGCUGUUCUCUCAUUUGUGUCUGGAAGUAGCUAGCAAGCUAGCCAACGUUAGUCAGUUAGCUUGGGUGCUUGGCUGCUGUUGUUAGGACAGAACACUCGGAUCAACCCUUAAAAAUUACAAUAAAAACGUUUAAUUUAUUUUAUUAUAAUUAUUUUUGUUGUAUUUAUUUAUUUUUGCUCAGAAAACUUGGGGGCCAAAUAAAAUCACCCGCGGGCCACCAGUUGGGGAACCCUGCACUAGUGCAUUCACCCUGAAGUUAUAUUAUGGAAAUUGUGUUUCAAUAGGGCUGACACUGAGGACUUGUGAAGAGCAGAAUCAACAACCUCUGCAUAGUCAAAACAGUUGCUUUGUGAGAAGGUGUUAACCACUGAAGAUGUAAAACCCAUGUUCACAGUUAGCUAUUGUUAUGUAAAUGCAGCCCCUUAAAGCCCCAAUGGCCUUACCUUAGCCGCAAGUCAGGAGAGGUCCACUGAGGCCAUGUCCCAGGCUUUUUGGGGGGGUACAUCCUCAGUGGAAAUUUGCCACCUGGGUUUCCUAUUGAAAUCAAACAACAUGAGUAUAUUGUCCUUACCGGAAGACGAGGAAAAAGGAGACCCUUCCAGCUACGUGGUCAAACUGAAAUCAGAGGAACUUGACAGGGCUAUACCACCAGAAGAUCUGGAACAACGCCAUAGGAUCGGCGUGAAACAGAAGAACGCUAAAUACCCUCGCAUUGUAAUCUUCUAACUGUGGAACUAUCAGACCAAAAUAAACAUUUUGAGGACACGGGAGGAAGGGAGAUCAAAAUCCACGGCCGGUCCAUUCGUUUCGCAAGCUAGCCAACGUUAGCCAGUUAGCUUGGGUGCUUGACUGCCGUUGUGAGGUCAGAACGCUCGGAUCAACCCUACUCCUCGGCCAGAGCGUCCAGUGUGCGCUCUGAACGCUCCGAGAGCAAAAACGCUCUGAAUUUAUGAACUGACAAUCUGACAAUGCUCUGAAUUUACGAACGCCCAGAGUGCACUCUGGCACUCCAGACUGAAUUUACGAACACACCCUUGGGUAGUUAGCAUAUUGUUAAUAUACUGGCAAGUUCGAUGUAUUAGUAGCCAUUUUAACGUUAGGUAGCUAGCUAACAUACUGAUACAUACUGCUGUAAUGAUAUGCUAUGCGGUUCGUAAGGAUAGCGAAGCUAACAAAUUGUCAGCCAACAUAACGUGUAAUGUAACUUAUUUGAAAAGUCAUUACUUUAUUACAUUGCUCAACAUUUUCUUAACAUUUGUCAUAAUUAGUUAAAGCAAUGAAUUUGUAUCUGCUCUCGUCGGACUUCGCUGCAUAUUUUCCGAAAUGUUCCUCAAAUUAGAAAACGUUGUGAAGCCACACCCAUUUUCUGAAGAAUUGUAUUAUGGGCCCUAAAAGCAUGGAAAUAGUGUCCACUGUUUGUACACUUGUUAUUUUGGCGAAUGUAGUACGACAUCCGGGAACAUUUGGCAUACUAACUAUAUACAUACUAUGACCAAUAAGCAUACUACAUACUCAUUAGGGGAAAGAUAAUCUCAUACUCGCCAAAAAUUUUAUCUGAUUUAGAAAUUAAAAUUUAAGAAAAAUAUAUCACUAUUUUAGAAAAAAAAACAUUAAAAAAUCUUUACAAGGUAAAGAAUAAAAUAAUGUUUCUGAACUUAAGCAGGAAUAUGAUCUUUUACUUUUUAAGUGAGCCAACAACUACAGGUUAAACUCAAAUAAAGCAUAAUACUUAAUGGCAAAUAAACCUGGUAAACAUCUCGCAGCCCUCACAAAACAAAUACAUGCCAAACCAGUUAUAAUUUAAAAAGAUAAAGAUACAAAUGUGUUAAUUAGAACCAACGCGAUUAAUGACAAUUUUAAAAGCUUCAAUGAAAAUCUAUAUAAAUCAGAAUUAAACAAUAGUUGGAUUGAUCCUACAGCCUUCUUAAGGCAUCCGCUUGCUUCUCAGCCGAAACAGUUCGAGAAAGUUUGUGCAUAUAUUAUGACGACAUUUGGUGACGAUUUGGACGUCAGUAAGGUAUUUUUUCGGUUGUUCAUGCACACAAUUUGUUUUCUUGAGGCAAGCCGAAGUCAGUAGCCGAAAUCUACGCCCCUUCGUCGGUGAUUGGUCAACAGUAGGGAUUCUUCAGUAAAGUCUUUGUUGUCAUUCAAUGAGAGACAACUCGUUUUCCUGCAAAUUUUCUCAUUAAGAAAUACUGCACCAAACAUCUUAGUUCGGUGUCAAAUUGCACGACUAAGAUCUCUUCGGCGAAAACGUCAAAAUCAAUGACAGAUUUCUUGAGUUAUCUUAGAUGAAUUCUGACUAUUUUUAGGAAGUGUAUACUGGCUACAGUCUCUCUAAAUGGUCAAACAAUAAAUGUGGCUUUUUUAUCUUUUUUCAAGCGAAUGUCUUUUAAGGAAGUCUGCGAGCACUCUAGUUCGGAUCGGCUAGCCGCCAUCCGAACUGAAGCAUGCUGACGCCUUUAGACUUAACAACUCUGAAGCAAUUAUCAGCAGACAAAAAAUAAUCACUAAAAACAGAGAUCACCCAAAAAGAAAUAUUAGACACUGUUAAAACAUGUGCACCGAGAAAAGCACCAGAAAUGGAUGGCUUUCCCAUAUCAUUUUAUUUAACAUUUUGAGGCAAAGUAGCCCCCCUAUUUACACAAAUGACAACACACCUCACUGAAUUCAGUGCUUCCUAGUUCCAUGUAUCAAACAGUUAUUUCAGUUAUAUUAAAACCUGGAAAAUCUGGAGUGUCUCCUGCUGAUUACAGACCCAUACGUUUUUUAAAUAAAUUGUGACUAUAAAAUAAUAACAAAGCUCAUAAGCAAUAGAAUCGCAAAAGUCUUACCAGACUUGAUACAUAUCAAACAUUUUUUUUUUAAAUAGACACUUACAAAGAAAUACAUGAACAUGUUUCAGUUUAAUACAAUACGCUAAAAAACAAGAAUACAUUGAGUGUACAAAACAUUAGGAACACCUUCCUAAUAUUGAGUUGCACCCUCUUCUGCCCUCAGAAUAGCCUCAAUUCGUUGGGGCAUGGACUCCUAUAAGGUGUCGAAAGCGUUCCACAGGGAUGCUGGCCCAUGUUGACUCCAAUGCUUCCCACAGUUGUGUCAAGUUGGCUGGAUGUCCUUUGGGUGGUGGACCAUUUUGAUACACACGGGAAACUGUUGAGAGUGAAAAAACCCAGCAGCGUUGUAGUUCUUGACACACUCAAACCGGUGCGCCUGGCACCUACUACCAUACCCCGUUCAAAAGGCACUUAAAUAUUUUGUCUUGCCCAUUCACCCUAUGAAUGGCAUACAUACACAAUCCAUGUCUCACCGCUUAAAAAUCCUUCUUUAACCUGUCUCCUCCCCUUCAUCCUACACCAGUGGUCACGAACCUUAUCUGAGUCAAGAUCACUUUCUCAGUCAAAAUUCUCCUCUCUCCGCUGAGAAAAGGGGACACAGUCUUCCGACUGAUGGCGAAUUGCAUUAUUUAUGUGAUCGGGGUCCCAUAGGGCGGCGCACAAUUGGCCCAGCGUUUUCCGGGUUAAGGGAGGGUUUGGCCCGGGGGGGCUUUACUUGGCUCAUCGCGCUCUAGUGACUCCUUGUGGUGGGCCGGGCGCCUGCAGGCUGACCUCGGUUGUCAGGUGAACGGUGUUUCCUCCUACACAUUGGUGCGGCUGGCUUCCGGGUUAAGCGGGCGGUUGUUAAGAAGCGCGGUUUGGUGGGUCGUGUUUCGGAGGUUGCAUGACUUGACCUUUGCCUCCCGAGCCCGUUGGGGAGUUUCAGCGAUGAGACGAUUGAAAUUGGGGGUAAAAUACAACAACAACAAAAACACAACAAAAAAAUACAGUAGCUCUGCGGUAUUUAUUGAGUCUCUCUCUAGUCAUGGUUUUAAAAGUUAAAAAAUCUCAUAUUAUCAACUUUUCUGUGCAUUUGAGGCUUCCUUUUACAGUCUAUGGCGCGUAGAAACUGUGCAGACACGGUGAUCUGAGCUGUCUGAUUGGCCAGCGGUAGGCCUAUAGGUGCCCUUGAUUUGAUCUCUGGGCCUGCCGGGUAGGCGGAGUUCAAUCUUCAGACACAUGAAAUGGUUCAAAAUGAGAAUACUUUGCCUUCCUGGUGCUAGGGCUGCUGAAUCAAGUACACCUACCACGAACAGUGCGAAACAAAACCAAAAAAUAGGAACGCAAGGCUUUUUCGUUGGGGUAAAACUAAUUCUGAUUGGCUGAGCUUGGCUCCCCAGUGGGUGGGCCUAUGCCCUCUGUCACGAGUGUCAGUGUAAUGCGAUGGAUCGAAGUCAGGCGCAGGACACUGAACUCAAUGAAAACUUACUUUACUGAAUAAGUAAAGAAACCAAUACAAAAUACCUCCACACAGGGAGGAACAAACCCGCUCACCAAACGACACACGGGGAAAAAAAAAAAACAAGCACAAAACACAAUGGGAGCCACCGGGUUAAAUAGGGAAGGAGUAAUUACAUGAUGGGAAACAGGUGUGUGACAAUCAGACAACAACAGGUAGAACAUAGAAACAUAGAACAUAGAUCUGCAGCAGCUAGUAUUCCGGUGACGACGAACGCCGAAGCCUGCCCGAGCAAGGAGGGGCAGCCUCGGUAGAAUCCGUGACAGUAUCCCCCGACGCGCGGCUCCAGCCGUGCAUCGACACCGGCCUCGGGGACGGCCAGGAGGACGCGGUGCGGGGCGAGUCGGAUGACUGCGGUGGAAAUCCCUCAACAUGGAGGGAUCGAGGAUGUCCCUCCUAGGGAUCCAGCACCGUUCCUCCGGACCGUACCCCUCUCACUCCACGAGAUACUGCAGGCCUCCCACCCGACGCCUCAAAUCUAAGAUGGAACGGACCGAGUACGCCGGUGCCCCCUCGAUGUCCAGUGGGGGCGGAGGAACCUCCCGUAACUCAGACUCCUGGAGUGGACCAGCUACCACCGGCCUGAGGAGAGACACAUGGAACGAGGGGUUAAUACGAUACUCAGGAGGAAGCUGUAACCUAUAACAUACCUCGUUCAAUCUCCUCAGGACUUUGAAUGGCCCCACAAACCGCCAACUCAGCUUCCGGCAGGGCAGGCGAAGGGGCAGGUUUCGGGUCGAGAGCCAGACCCGGUCCCCCGGUGCAUACACCUGAGCCUCACUGUGGUGGCGGUCGGCGCUCGCCUUUUGCCGCCCGAUGGCCCGUUGCAGGCGCACAUGGGCAGCGUUCCAGGUCUCCUGCGAGCGCCGAAACCAUUCAUCCACCGCAGGUACCUCGAUCUGGCUCUGAUGCCAAGGUGCCAGAACCGGCUGAUAACCUAAUGCACACUGGAAUGGAGUAAGGUUAGUGGAGGAGUGGCGGAGUGAGUUUUGGGCCAUCUCUGCCCAGGGGAGGAAAACCGAUCACUCCCCCUGCCGGUCCUGGAAAUACGACCUCAGAAACCUACCCACCUCCUGGUUGACUCUCUCCACCUGCCCGUUACUUUCGGGGUGGAACCCUGAGGUCAGGCUGACCGAGACUCCCAGACGUUCCAAGAACGCCCUCCAGACUCUCGAGGUGAACUGGGAACCCCGAUCAGACACUAUAUCCUCCGGUACCCCAUAGUGCCGGAAGACGUGUGUAAAUAGGGCCUCGGCAGUCUGUAGGGCCGUAGGGAGACCGGGCAGAGGAAUGAGGCAACAGGACUUAGAAAACCGAUCCACAACGACCAGGAUUGUGGUGUUCCCUUGUGAGGGGGGAAGAUCCGUCACGAAAUCCACCGAUAGGUGGGACCACGGUCGUUGUGGAACGGGUAGGGGUUGCAAUUUCCCUCUGGGCAGGUGUCUAGGAGCCUUACACUGGGCGUACACCGAGCGGGAGGAAACAUAAACCCUCACAUCCUUAGCUAAGGUGGUCCACCAGUACUUCCCACUAAGACAAUGCACUGUCCGACCGAUGCCAGGAUGACCAGAGGAGGGUGACGUGUGAGCCCAAUAGAUCAAACGAUCGCGGACCUCCAGCGGGAUGUACACAUGACCCUCUGGACACUGGGGAGGAGUGGGUGCGUUAUGCAACGCCCGCUUGAUGUCCGCAUCCACCUCCCACACCACCGGUGCCACCAGACACGACGCCGGAAGUAUGGGAGUGGGCUCCACGGAACUCUCCUCCGUGUCAUACAGUCGGGACAGAGCAUCUGCCUUAGCGUUCUGGGAACCUGGCCUGUAAGAAAGGGUGAAAACCAAACGGGCGAGAAACAUGGACCACCUUGCCUGGCGAGGGUUUAAUCUUCUCGCCGCCCGGAUGUACUCCAGAUUGCGGUGGUCAGUCAAAAUGAGGGCUUGGACCACAGCCAACAGCUCCCGGUACCCCACAUCAUAGUUGCACUCCGCCAGGCUGAGCUUCUUCGAAAAUAAUGCACAGGGGCGGAGCUUGAGUGGUGUGCCCGAGCGCUGGGAAAGUACAGCACCUAUCCCAGCCUCCGACGCGUCCACCUCAACCGUGAAAGCCAAGGAGGGAUCCGGAUGGGCCAGCACUGGAGCCGAGGUAAACAGGUUCUUCAGAUGACUGAACGCCCUGUCCGCCACAGCUGACCACCGCAGACGCACCGGUCCCCCCUUCAGCAACGAGGUAAUGGGAGCCGCUACCUGACCAAAGCCCCGGAUAAACCUCCGGUAGUAAUUGGCAAACCCCAAAAAUCGCUGCACCUCCUUCACCGUGGUUGGAGUCGACCAAUUACGCAUGGCCGAAAUGCGGUCACUCUCCAUCUUCACCCCAGACGCGGACAUGUGGUACCCUAGGAAGGAGAUGGACUCCUGGAAGAACAGGCAUUUCUCCGCCUUGGCAUACAGGUCAUGCUUCAACAGUCGUCCAAGCACUUUACGCACCAGGGACACAUGCUCGACCCGUGUAGCGGAGUAUAUGAGAAUGUCAUCAAUAUACACCACUACACCCUGUCCGUGCAGAUCCCUGAAAAUCUCAUCGACAUAGGAUUGGAAGACUGAUGGAGCAUUCAUCAACCCGUAUGGCAUGACGAGGUACCCAUAGUGUCCUGAGGUAGUACUGAAUGCUGUCUUCCACUCAUCUCCCUCCCGGAUACGCACCAGGUUGUACCCGCUCCUGAGAUCCAAUUUCGUGAAGAAGCGCGCCCCGUGCAAUGACUCCGUCAUACAAGCUAUCAGAGGUAAUGGAUAGCUGUACUUGACGGUGAUCUGAUUAAUACCACGGUAAUCAAUGCACGGGCGUAACCCACCAUCCUUCUUCUUCACGAAAAAGUAACUUGAGGAAACAGGUGAAGUGGAAGGCCGAAUGUAUCCCUGUCUCAGAGAUUCGGAGACAUAUGUUUCCAUAGCCGCCUUCUCCUCCUGUGACAGAGGGUACACGUGACUCCGGGGAAGUGCAGCGCCCAACUGGAGAUUUAUCGCACAAUCCCCCGGACGAUGGGGUGGUAAUUUAGUCGCCCUCUUUUUACUGAAGGCAAGAGCCAAAUCGGCAUACUCGGAAGGAAUGUGCAUUGUGGAGACCUGGUUUGGACUCUCCACCGUAGUAGCCCCUAAGGAAACCCCUACACACCUCCCUGAGCACUGACUGGACCAUCCCUUGAGAGCCCUCUGUUGCCAUGAAAUAGUGGGGUCAUGAGUGGUUAACCAGGGAAGUCCCAACACCACAGGAUACGCAGGAGAAUCAAUCAGAUAGAGACUAAUCCUCUCCUCAUGACCCCCCUGCGUCCUCAUUAAGAGUGGUGCGGUGAUCUCCCUGAUUAGGCCUGACCCUAACGGGCGACUAUCUAAUGCAUGUACAGGGAAGGGCACAUCAACACGAACAGUGGGAAUCCCUAAACUAAGUGAAUACUGACAAUCAAUAAAAUUCCCAGCUGCGCCUGAUUCUACUGGCGCCUUAUGCUGGGAAUGUGGAGAAAACUCUGGGAAAACAACCUCAAUACACAGAUGACCAACAGGGAGCUCUGGGUGAGUCGGGUGCUUACUCACCUGAGAUGGUCGACCAGUGCUCUGCCUACUGCCUCGACUCCCUGCGAACCCUCCCCAGCACCGACCAGCAGUGUGUCCUCUGCGGCCACAGUUGGUACAGGGGACGGGCCCUCUCCUGGUCUCCCUAAGCGCAGCACCUCCGAGCUCCAUGGGGGUAGGGACGGAGGUGCUGGGGGAUGAGAUGGACGGGCCCUGAUCAGAACGUCCGCGGGUUUCCAACAGGUUAUCCAGCCUGAUGGACAUCUCCACCAGUUGGUCCAGGUUGAGGUUGGUAUCCCUGCAGCCCAGUUCCCGACGAACGUCCUCCCUUAGGCUGCAUCGAUAGUGGUCGAUCAGGGCCCUCUCAUUCCAUCCUGCGCUGGCUGCCAGAGUCCUGAACUGCAGCGCAAAAUCCUGGGCGCUCCUCCUCUCCUGUCUUAGGUGGAACAGACGCUCGCCCGCCGGGUCUGGCGGGUAAAAUCCUUGUAGCGGACAGAUGUAGCGUCAAUUCCUCCCCACUCGGCGUUUGCCCACUCGAACGCCUUCCCCGACAGACAGGAGAUGAGGGCGGACACGCUCUUGUAUCCCGAGGGCGCCGGGUGAAUGGUUGCCAGGUAGAGCUCUACCUAGAGAAGAAAACCCUGACACCCGGCUGGUGUACCGUCAUAUGCCCUCGGGAGCGAGAGCCGAAUCCCACUGGACCCAGGUGGCGAAGGGGUGGACAGUGGUAUGGAUGGUUGAGUGAUUGGAGGUGUAGGAAAGCCACCUCUCUCCCAUCGGUCCAUAGUGUUAACCACUCUCUCCAUAGCGGUGCAGAGAGCCUGGAUCAUGCUCUCCUGUCGUUGGACGCGUUCAUCCAUCGAUCCGGACUGACUGGCUGUACCUCCUGACUCCAUACUGGUGCGUGUUUCUGUCACGAGUGUCAGUGUAAUGCGGUGGAUCAAAGUCAGGCGCAGGACACAGAACUCAAUGAAAACGUACUUUACUGAAUAAGUAAAGAAACCAAUACAAAAUACCUCCACACAGGGAGGAACAAACCCACUCACCAAACGACACACGAAACGAAAAAACAAACACGCACAAAACACAAUGGGAGCCACCGGGUUAAAUAGGGAAGGAGUAAUUACAUGAUGGGAAACAGGUGUGUGACAAUCAGACAACAGGUAGAACAUAAAAACAUAGAACAUAGAUCGGCAGCAGCUAAUAUUCCUGUGACGACGAACGCCGAAGCCUGCCCGAGCAAGGAGGAGGGGCAGCCUCGGCAGAAUCCGUGACACCCUCCCAGGCCCACCCAUGGCUGCGCCCCUGCCCAGUCAUGUGAAAUCCAUAGAUUAGGGCCUAAUUAAUUUUUCAAUUGACUGAUUUCCUUAUAUGAACUGUAACUCAGUAAAACCAUUGAAAUUGUUGCAUGUUGCGUUUAUAUUUUUGUUCAGUAUACAUUAUCUGAUGAAAUUGCUUUAGAAAGGGGCACAAGACAGGGAUGUCUUCUCUUCCCCCUCCUGUUUGCACUGACAAUUGAACCACUUGCGGAAAGAAUUAGACAGGACCCAAACAUAACAGGUAUCAGUAUUUGGUGAACAUUAAUAUAAACUAAACUUAUUUGCAGAUGAUCUCCUGAUAUACCUGACCAAUAUUGAAAACGCAAUACCCACCUUGCUAAAAAUAUUUUCAGGAUAUGAAAUUCACGUGGAAAAUAACGAAAAAAUGGCAAUAGGAAAAAGAAAAAGAAUAACUCAUGAUCUAACACAAAAAAUAUAAAAUACUUAGUAUGCUUAAUAAGUGACAACAAACAACAAAUAUAUAAAGAUCACUUAAUCCCAUUACUUAUCAAUAUGAAAGCAGAUCUUAUUAAAUGGAACAAUAAAUCUUACAGGUAGAAUAAACCUCUUCAAAAUGGCAUGGCUCCAAAAGGUUUGAUAUUUAUUCUCGGUAAUACCAAUUACCCCACCGAAGAUAUUCUUUUAAAAAAGUAUACUCAGUCAUAACAGACUUUAUAUGGGCAAAUAAAACUCAUAGAAUAAAAAGGAAAGUUUUACAUCUUCCUAAAUCUGAGGGUGGUUUUAACCUUUCAGACUUGGAAUUGUAUCAACUCACCAUCCAAGGCUUUUACUUGCGACACUUAGUUAAAUGCACUAAAGAGGAACCAUGGCUACAUAUUGAAGAUGCGCAUCCCCAGAAUCUUUUCACUUGUCUAUUUUCAAAGGAUAAAGCUAAGAACAUUAACUUCAAUGUUAAGAACACUAUAACAAUAUGGAUGAAAAUGAAGCGUAUUCUACUAGAACCAAUAUCCCUCCCUAAAAACACAACCCUGUGGAACAACCUCCUUGGAAAACUCACGGCAUAGAAACCAUAAAGGACUUGGUAAUAGGAAAUCCAUUUAUUUCCAUUACAGAAUUAAAAAGCAAUUUUGGACUGACCAAUGGAGAUAUUUUCAAAUACAUGCAACUUAAAAGUUUAAUAUCACGAAAUCUAGAUUUGAAAUCUUUUGGACAUCAGAGCAAUCUUGAGGGAAUUCUAUUUGAGUCAGAAAACGAUAUUCAUAUGAUAGGUAAGGUAUACAAAACCUUGCAGAGAGCCUAUCCAACUGACAACCAUUUUAGAAAAAAAUAUAAACUAUUGGAACCAUGACUUAAAAAUAACUGAUAUUGGCACAAGAUGGAGGGAAUGUUGGAACAAAACUAAUGAAAUUACAGUUAACGGAAUUGUAUGCUUAAUCCAGUAUAAACUAAUGUAUAGAAUGUAUUAUACAAGCGACAAAAUUCACAAAUUCUACAGCACAACGGCAGAGUCAUGUCUUAAGUGUAAAACUAACAAUGACUCAAAAAUCCAUGCCUUCUGGGAAUGCUAUAAAGUAAAAAAGUUAUGGGCGGAGUUAGAAAGUUGGCUGUCAGAAGUAUUACAAUGUAAAUCUGUCUGUCUGCAUAUUUCAAGACAUGGCAUAUGAGGGUGCAUAGAGUUGGGUUGGGCGAUACUUUUCUCCUCAAUCAUCUUUUAAAAAGUUAUACUUAAAAAUGGGAAAUCAACCAAUCUUCCAUCGUUAACACAAUGGAAAGGUCAAAUGCUUUAUUAUCUAAAUGUUGAAAGUGCUUGGACGACGGAGAGAAACAAAAUGGUGCAGUUUGAGGCCAUGUGGCGUAGAGUGAUGCGGGCGCAGGAGAUAGGGGUGUGAGCAGGUGGGUCUGGGCAGGUGUGAUGUCGUUGAUGUUUGUGUGCGUUUUUAUGCUGUCAUUUGUAUGUGUAUGUUUUGUAUUGUUUAGAAAAUAAAAAUAAAUCAAUUGUCGUUGAUUGGUUUUGUGUGACAUUACUUAAAUAGCAAUCUGCUCCUAAACAGACUUCUCUUUAUUUCUCAGAUCUGUAAACGUCUACAUGUAAUUCUUCAUGUCUUCAGGACAACUCUAACUGGCCUUUCUUUCUCUCUCUAACCCUUUCUCUAUGUCCAUCCAUCAGACUGUGUCUCAGUGGCGUAAGGCAGGCUACCAGGAGAUGCCAGAGUACGAGAACUUCCGCCACCUGCUGCAGGCUCCAGCGGACGACGCCCAGGAGAUCCUCCACAGCCGCUUCCCUAUGCCCCGAUACAUAGACACAGAGUUUGGUGGAUCACAGGUACAUACAUUUUAGCGAGUGUAUGUCAACUGUCAAGUCUAUUCAACUUCCUGUAUUGAUGUUCUUGUUGUGUUCUAGGCUCGUUUCCUGCUAUCUAAAGUUAACCCAUCACAAACCCACAACAACAUGUAUGCAUGGGGCCAGGUAAGACUUCUACUGCCUAUUUUCUAUUCUGAUUUUCCCAGGAACUAGAGAAGAUACUAUUAAUAAAAAGGACAUACUGCUAAGGAUGGUGUUUUUAGUAUUGUAUUACAGUGGGGAAAAAAAGUAUUUAGUCAGCCAUCAAUUGUGCAAGUUCUCCCACUUAAAAAGAUGAGAGAGGCCUGUAAUUUUCAUCAUAGGUACACGUCAACUAUGACAGACAAAUUGAGAUUUUUUUUUUACAGAAAAUCACAUUGUAGGAUUUUUAAUGAAUUUAUUUGCAAAUUAUGGUGGAAAAUAAGUAUUUGGUCACCUACAAACAAGCAAGAUUUCUGGCUCUCACAGACUUGUAACUUCUUCUUUAAGAGGCUCCUCUGUCCUCCACCCGUUACCUGUAUUAAUGGCACCUGUUUGAACUUGUUAUCAGUAUAAAAGACACCUGUCCACAACCUCAAACAGUCACACUCCAAACUCCACUAUGGCCAAGACCAAAGAGCUGUCAAAGGACACCAGAAACAAAAUUGUAGACCUGCACCAGGCUGGGAAGACUGAAUCUGCAAUAGGUAAGCAGCUUGGUUUGAAGAAAUCAACUGUGGGAGCAAUUAUUAGGAAAUGGAAGACAUACAAGAUCACUGAUAAUCUCCCUCGAUCUGGGGCUUCACGCAAGAUCUCACCCCGUGGGGUCAAAAUGAUCACAAGAACGGUGAGCAAAAAUCCCAGAACCACACGGGGGGACCUAGUGAAUGACCUGUAGAGAGCUGGGACCAAAGUAACAAAGCCUACCAUCAGUAACACACUACGUUGCCAGGGACUCAAAUCCUGCAGUGCCAGACGUGUCCCCCUGCUUAAGCCAGUACAUGUCCAGGCCCGUCUGAAGUUUGCUAGAGUGCAUUUGGAUGAUCCAGAAGAGGAUUGGGAGAAUGUCAUAUGGUCAGAUGAAACCAAAAUAUAACUUUUUGGUAAAAACUCAACUCGUCGUGUUUGGAGGACAAAGAAUGCUGAGUUGCAUCCAAAGAACACCAUACCUACUGUGAAUCAUGGGGGUGGAAACAUCAUGCUUUGGGGCUGUUUUUCUGCAAUGGGACCAGGACGACUGAUCCGUGUAAAGGAAAGAAUGAAUGGGGCCAUGUAUCGUGAGAUUUUGAGUGAAAACCUCCUUCCAUCAGCAAGGGCAUUGAAGAUGAAACGUGGCUGGGUCUUUCAGCAUGACAAUGAUCCCAAACACACCGCCCGGGCAACGAAGGAGUGGCUUCGUAAGAAGCAUUUCAAGGUCCUGGAGUGGCCUAGCCAGUCUCCAGAUCUCAACCCCAUAGAACAUCUUUGGAGGGAGUUGAAAGUCCGUGUUGCCCAGCGACAGCCCCAAAACAUCACUGCUCUAGAGGAGAUCUGCAUGGAGGAAUGGGCCAAAAUACCAGCAACAGUGUGUGAAAACCUUGUGAAGACUUACAGAAAACGUUUGACCUGUGUCAUUGCCAACAAAGGGUAUAUAACAAAGUAUUGAGAAACUUUUGUUAUUGACCAAAUACUUAUUUUCCACCAUAAUUUGCAAAUAAAUUCAUAACAAAUCAUACAAUGUGAUUUUCUGAAUUUUUUUUCCUCAUUUUGUCUGUCAUAGUUGACGUGUACCUAUGAUGAAAAUUACAGGCCUCUCUCAUCUUUUUAAGUGGGAGAACUUGCACAAUUGGUGGCUGACUAAAUACUUUUUUCCCCCACUGUAUGUACAGGAUAAGCAAGUUGUGUGUGCAAUAAUGACUGUUGAUCUUGGAGGAGCGUAGGGUCCACUGUGGUUCAGCCUGACUCAGCUUAAUGUCGUAAUGAAAGUCAUUAUGUAGCUGGAGAGAGAGAGAGUCCCUGUACCUGUUUGUCAUGGCUUACAGCUGCUACUACUGCUUAUUAGAGGAGACACAUAGAGUAGUGGACCUGUGAAACCUUUCGGGAUAAUUAUUACAUGGACAGUCACACCAACUGAGAUGCACACAAUCCUACUCCUGUUCUUGACUAAUAAUUUUUCUACAACUCCUACUUGUUGUCAGUUUCUUUUACACGAGCAGGUAAAGUCUGCACAAAUUAGUGUAGUCAUCUUACAUUUUUUAGUGGAGAAUGAAGGUGUGACUUCGGUCGGUGCCGUUUUUGUUGUUGGGGGGAGCGUGGCCUUAUUUCUAUUACAGCAUAUUGGAUGACUGUCAUUCAUAUUACAUUCACCCGGCUCAAUGUAACAUCGGUAGGUUUAGGCUACUACAUGAUACUCAGAUUGUUCCUGUACCGGAUGAUCAAGAGGUUGCUACAACCUAGUCUAUGAAUUAAAGUUUACAACGUAAUUGCACAGGUCGAGAUAACAUUUUGAGUAAUCAAGGUGACAGACAGUGACGCAUUCAAUACCGCCUUGCACACUAUUGCCUGCAUCUAGUUGAUCUAGGGUGUAAUUAUUAGUCCAACAGUUGCAAACGAGAGUUUCUAUUGGACAAAUUGAGGUAUGUUUAUCUCCAUUUAAUUCAGUUUGCUUUUGUUUAAGAAUCGGCAGAACGAAUACACCCCUGAUCAUGCGCAAACACAGUUUACUUUCAUAGCAGCCACAUACAAACAUUAUGAUCACUUUGCGCGUUGUAUAAUUCCUUCUUAUAUCUACGCACUCUCCUCCUCUCAUCUUUUCCCUUCACUUGUGGAGUUCAGUGUACAACACAUCAGCUGUCUAUGACCAGGCGAGAAAACCUUUCCAAGCCAAACCUUCGUAUCAUAACCGCUUAUUGCUAUACACAGUCUACAUCAUUGUCACCGUAUUAGCUAACGUCAUAGUCAACAUAGCUACUAUAACUAACGCAUUAGUAAACCCGCUAGCUACAAUCAUGCAGUACAGUGUACAGUCAGCAAGCAGUUUAGCAGUUACACCGGUGGGCCCUGGUGGCAAUAAAUUAAUAAAACCAAAAGCUUACCUUGACUUGGAAGAGUUCCAGUGUUGGAUAGCCAUAGCCAGCUAGCUAACAUAGCAUCCCUCUCAGUUUGAGCCGGGUGUUUGAGUAGGCUAAACUAGCUAGCUGCAUUUGUUAGCUAAAUAAGUAAAAAAAAAUAUAGCUAUCUCUCUCACUCUUGCUUCUCCUUCAUUUUUGAAGAAAUUAGUUUGUUCAAAACUGUUAGACUAUUGUCUUUCUCUCUCUUUGAGUCAACUACUCACUACAUUUUAUGCACUGCAGUGCUAGCUAGAUGUAGCUUUUGCUUUCAGAACUAGAUUCAUUCUCUGAUCCUUUGAUUGGGUGGACAACAUGUCAGUUCAUCCUAUAAGAGCUGUGAUAGGUUGGAGGACGUCCUCCGGAAGUUGUCAUAAUUACUGUGUAAGUCUAUGGAACGGGGUGAGAACUGAGAACCUGUCCUCAUGCUACACUAUGGUGCUACCCUACAGAGUGCUGUUGAGUCUACUGUAGACCUUCUUUGCAAAACAGUGUGUUUUAAUCAAUUAUUUGAUGACAUUAAUAUAUUUAGUAAAGUUUUAUUAAUUUUAUUUAAUGUUUCAUUAUUUUUAUGAAAUUCCUUCUCUGAGGAGCCUCUAGGGCAGGGUUCUUCAAUUCCAUUCCUGGAGGGCCGAAACACUUCUGUUUUUUAUUUCUACCUGGUAGUUAAUUGCACUCACCUGGUGUCCCAGGUCUGAAUUAGCCCCUGAUUAGAAGGAGAGGAUGAAAAACAGGGGUGUCUCGGCCCUCCAGGACCGGAAUUGAAGAACCCUGCUCUAGGGUGUAACUACUUUCCAAGAUUAUAUAACUGAAUUCCACUCUUGUCCUCUCUGUGUGUAGGAGUCGGGAGCCCCCAUCCUGACAGAUGACGUCAGUCUACAGGUGUUCAUGGACCACCUGAAGAAGCUGGCUGUGUCCAGUGCUGCCUGA